This is a messenger RNA of Athalia rosae (coleseed sawfly), 52964 nucleotides long. RefSeq names its product muscle-specific protein 300 kDa (gene Msp300). The transcript is spliced from 53 exons. Gene Ontology annotation, cellular component: meiotic nuclear membrane microtubule tethering complex; nuclear outer membrane; cytoplasm. Gene Ontology annotation, molecular function: actin filament binding. NCBI's taxonomy places the organism in Eukaryota, Metazoa, Arthropoda, Insecta, Hymenoptera, Athaliidae. The record is from RefSeq and is a predicted model, not a curated record. Gene Ontology annotation, biological process: nuclear migration. Bases 476 to 51688 code for a protein of 17070 amino acids.
CAGUAUUGAACCGGCGCCAGUCGAGCUUACAUGUACAUUCCAUACACGGCAUUCCAUUUUAUACGAUUUCAAUUUCUACGAAAAAUUUCGAGUCUCUUGGACCAAUUUUAGAAUAGAAGGAAAAAAAAAAAAAAAUUUCUCCGAGCUUUUUGGAACCGGUUUCGGAAACAAGGGAUGAUACAGAUCGGAGUCUGACGGUACGCAACCGGAAAAAAGCUCGCUAGGAGCACGCGCGAUAGACCGGACGAAGAGAGAAAUAAGAAAAAAAAAAAAAGAAACGAGAGACGGAGCAAGGAUUGUCCGAGGGGCGUCUUGCCCUUGAUAUCGUUCAACCCCUAUCACGCUUCGAAGUGCGCGUUACAGUGAACAGUUCCAAUUGGUUGAAGUGUCGGAAUCCGGCUGAGAAGUGUUUCGAGUCACACCGGACGGUUUAUUAUGAGUAAAAAAACAUCGCCAGACUGAAGUAGGAAGUAGGAUGUCGCAACCUCCGCCGGGAGGUGGGAGUCCAGGAAGUCCCGACAGUCCGAGGACCCCACGUGGAAGCCGGCUUCGAGACCGCGUGAGCUUUUUCGAGCAAGUAUGGGCUUCCGGAGGUCGUACCUCGAGCGCGGAAGACCUGCAGAGUGCGGACGAGGUGGACCACGCCAACGUACACCAAGCGCACACGGGAUCCUCGCUCGCGAUUCGACCCUCCUCGAGGACGAGCAAUUCCUCGUUCGAGGAGAGCUUCGAACGCAUGGUGGAGGAGGGUGAAUUGAACGGUGCGAAAAUGGUGAAGUUCGAAAAGAUCACCGUACGGAAGAGCGUCCGCGAAAUCACGGGCAAUACGGUCGUCGCCGGCUCGGCAACGUCCGCGUCAACGUCAACGUCGACGACAACGACGACGGUCAGAGGUUCCUCCGGUACGUUUGGGGAGGCCAGUCGAACGCCGAGCGAGGAACAAACUCUGGAAGACUCGGCUUAUCAGAGUCACGGUGUCCAAGGAAGUAAAUCGAGUUCCGUUACAUCGUUCACCAGAUUCCCUUCCGAAGAAAGUCUUCCCAGAGGAAGAGGGAGCAGUCCUCGUCCGAGCGCCGGAACCCCGGAAUUCGGAGGUUUCGGUGCGGAGAGACCAUCCGGAGAAUGGUAUGCCGAGUACCGAAAUCAGAGCUUCCAAAACGUCGCUGUGAGGAUGGAAUACCAACGUAGUCGUAGCGAAUACGACGCUCACAUAGCCGCUAUCAAAGAUGAACAGGAGCGCGUGCAAAAGAAGACUUUUGUAAAUUGGAUUAAUUCCUACCUUUCGAAGCGAGUUCCACCGCUUCGAGUGGAGGAUCUAAUCGAAGACUUGAAGGAUGGCACGCGUCUCCUCGCCCUACUCGAAGUUUUAUCUGGAGAGAAAUUGCCAGUCGAACGGGGACGUAACUUGAAGAGACCUCAUUUCCUCAGCAACGCUAAUACAGCGCUUCAAUUUUUACAGAGCAAAAAAAUCAAAUUAGUGAACAUUAAUUCAUCCGAUUUAGUGGACGGACGGCCACCAGUCGUAUUGGGACUUAUUUGGACCAUAAUCCUGUACUUCCAGCUACGAUCGAAGGAUCGAAGGCGGAUCGAGGAGAACACCAGAGCCUUGGAGUACCUCGGUCAUACCUGGGGGAGUCAGAGCAGCCUCGACAGCCUUGGAACUCAAGGUUCCGCGGCGAACGAACGUCGCCGACAGAGCAGCGAAAAAUGGAAGCAGGGGGCGAGGAAGACCCUUCUACAAUGGGUCACCAACGCGCUGCCAAAGGACGCUGGGAUCCACGUUCGAGAUUUCGGAGAGAGUUGGAGGGACGGAAAUGCCUUUUUGGCGAUUAUCGACGCCAUCAGAGCGAACCUUGUUAACAUCAACGCGAUGAGAGAGGCCUCAAACAAAUCUCGCCUCGAAACAGCCUUCCAAGUGGCUGAAACAGAGCUCGGAAUCGCACGACUGCUCGACCCCGAAGACGUCGAUGUGCCUCGCCCCGACGAAAAAUCCAUCAUGACAUACGUCGCCCAAUUUCUGCACAAGUAUCCGGAGCCGAGGAGCACCGGACCUGACUCUUUCGCCGCCGUACAGCAGGAGUACGAUUCGCUUUUAGGGUGGCUCAACGAACGAACUAGACAACUGGAACAACUCGACAGGAGCAACGCCUUCCCUAUGAGCUAUCCGGAAUACUUGUUGUUCGCGAGUGAAACCGACGACAAGUCAGUAAGUUACAACAAACUUCAGAAUCUAGUCGAUACCCCGAGUAUGAUCAGCAUUACUCGAGAUUCCUGGAGACAGAUCGAAAUUCUAUGGAAUAAAAUGGAAAUCUUGAUGUUGCGUUGGCUGUGGCUCCUGGAUUCGUCAUUGCCAGGUGAAUUUGGAGAAGUCGGCAGAUGGCUGGCCGGAGCUGAGCAGAUCCUGAAUUCUGACGGUGAUAUUCCUGAUGAAAUGACGGAGGAAACUGCGAGCAUAAUUUCUAACAAGCUCGAGGAGCACAAGAAGUACUUCUUGGACCUACCGGAAGUGGUGGAAAAAUUCCAAGCGGCUAGAGGAUCUCCGAUCGCGCAACAAAUAUCUCUUGAACAGUUGGAGAGCAUGGCAUCUAGACUUGCCAGUCUCCCGACUCGCGCUGCAAAGCGUCGAAUCCGUUUGAAGUUCCUCGAGCACAAGUGCUGUCUCAUAGCGUUCCUAUUUCUGGUUGAGACAAAACUUAAGGGAUGGAGUGUGAAAUAUGGAGCGGAGGACAAAGUUCACCAGAUGCUAGAACAGUACAGAAACUUCGUCUCGAGGAAUAGGAUAUUUCAAGAAUUCCAGAAAGCAUAUCUGGAUAUGCAACAAGUUGUUGAGGAAUAUAAGAGAGAGGGAGAUAUCGAUCGUCAGGAAUGCAUGAACACCGAUCGUUUCAUGCGAGAGACCGGUGAGAAAUGGAAAAACGUAUCAAUGGAUUUACGCUGCGUUCAGAGCAUGCUCGAAGAAGUCGUCGCGUAUUGGCGUCGCUGGGCAACGGUAUCCGAUGAUUUUGAAACGUGGUUGUCCAGGGCGGAACCAGCGCUCGAAUUGCCCGAUGAGGAACGUAUGGAAUUUUUCCAGGACAUCAGUGUUUGGAAGGAUAAACAUCAGCAGCUUUCUGACACGGUCAGUUUCCUCAUCGCCACUUCCGACGAGCAGGUCGCUCUACAGCUCAAAGACCGCUAUACUCUUUUGACAUCGAGAUGGGAGCGCUUGUUCUCCGAUGCUAAACAAUACAUGCACGCCGGUGACUUAUUGAGAAACAGGAAGGACUACAGAGCCGGAGUUGAGGCCUUGCAAAAAUGGUUGAGGAACGCGGAAUCCGUUUUAUCAACGACUCAGCUCACCUCGACCGAGCGAAUCAAGGCGUACGGAGAACAACUUCAACUUCUUCACAACGAAGUGGAGGGAAUCGAAGAUCUCUUCAAAAACAUCAGCAAGAAGUUCCAAACUCUGAUCCAAGAUUUGUCGCGUGAGGAGGUGGAUAAGAUGAUGAAUACCUUGAAGAAGGAAAAAGAAGCACUCGUCACGGUGCGUGCCCAAAUACCGAUGCAGCUGCACUUGUAUCAUCAACUUCUAGUUCAGCAGGAGUCUCUUGAGGCUGGACAACGCGAGAUUUCUAACUGGCUUGACGAGGCCGAGCGUUUGCUGGCUGCGAUUAAUCUUUCCGGAGGUAGAGAUGCUGCUCUGGCUCAUCUGGAUCGUCACAAGGCCUUUUUCUCGAGGACUUUAUACUACAAAUCUAUGCUCGAAUCUAAGAACAAGGUCUUCUCCAGCAUGGUGAAAUCGGUGGACUGUCGGGCUAAUGCAGAGGCUGCGGAAGGGGGUGCGGCUCUUCGUGAUUUGAAUGAUCGUUUUUCCCAUGUUGCGCAAUCAGCUCAGAUUUGGGAGCAACGACUUCAAGAGGCUGUACGUUGCUGGACGAAAUUCCGGGAGUGUGAAAGGCAGAUAUCAGAGUGGCUUUCAGCUGCGGAAACUUUGAUAAACGACAAACACAUAGACAGUCGUCAAUCCGUCGAGUAUCACAAGAAUUUCUUCGGAAAAGUCAACGAAAAAUGGAUCCAGGAUCUGGUCAAUGCUGGUCAAGACCUGAGGAAUGCUCUUCCGGUAGAACAGCAGGCUCCGAUAAAAGAAGCUGUUGACAAUCUGCAGAGACGCUGGAAGGAGGUCUUGACUUUUGCACCUCUCCAUUUGAUGCGUCUCGAGUUCCGCCUCGACGAAGCUGCCUUCCUGCAAUACCUUAAGGAAAUUGAGAUGGAAAUAAACUCGGAACAACAGGCUCUGAUCAAAAAUGACGAUGUCGGAGGUAUCGUACAACGUAAUAAAGAAUUCUUCGUGAGUCGCGGUGUCGUUUUGGAAGUGGAACGAUGUCUGCAGACACUGAAGAAGAUCAGCACCGCCUACCACAUUCUUAAGCCAGAUGAUUCGAGCCUCAACGAAGCAGCUCAGCGGGCGGAAGAUCAGUGGGAAAAUACAGCACAGCGCGUUGAAAUUCUCAGGGAACAACUACGUAAAGUACCCGAGCAGUGGGCAGCAUACAGGCAAAAGUUCAACGAGAUGGUGCACUGGAUGGAUCACGUUGACGGUACUCUGAGAACCAUUUUACAAGAAGUCAACUCGUUGGAGGAAUUCGAAAAGGAAAAGACAGUGUUCCAACUACACACGGUGACGCAAAUAUGUCGUGAAGCUGACAGUAAGCGCGAAGAGAUGAAAUGGCUUGUACAAACUUUGGAUAGUCUGGCCUCGAACCGCUCAGAUCACGAAGCAAUCUCUGAGCAGAAUCAACUGGAGCAAUUGAUCACACGUUACAAAAACUUGAUACCAACGAUUGAGAUAACAAUGACGAAGACAGAUAUUUACUCGAAGAGUUACACGUAUCGAAAGGAGGUCCGUGAAGUCUGUAUCUUGUUGGAAAAGGUCCGAGAACAAUCUACGGUCCCCGUUAAACCUGAAAACAUAGAAGUCUUGCGAAAUGCACUAUCUCAUCAGGAGACAAGAUUAACGCAAUUGGAACAGCAAAGAGCGAACAUAGUGAGCAUGUUGCAGCGCGGAAAGGAUAUUUUGAAGGAUCAACACGCUCCAACCUUCGUCUCGUCCGAAGUUCAGCAUCUCGAAUCGAGCUGGAAUAAUACUUAUGGACAGAGUAUCGAGGCCUUGAAGACAUUGAAGGGCAAUCAAAAGUUGUGGAACAAUUAUCAACUGCAGAAGGAAGAGGUGAUCAAGUUGAUUGAACAGGCUGAAGACGAAUUGAAGAAAAUCGAUGCUGGGUAUCACGAUUCCAACCAAGCGUCCGCGGAUCUACAGAGCAAACAUGAGCUCAGUAUUACAUUGCGUAAAACUGCCGAAGAAAUGUUGAGGAAAUUGCGAGAUGUCUAUAGCAAUCUUUCGGAGGUUACGGCGCCCGAGAAAAUACCGGUAUUGGAAAAAGAAGUAACCGAUAUUGAGAAACGGCUCCACGUUACUUUAGAAACCGUCCAGGAACGCGUAGUCUAUCUUCAGCAAUUCAACGCUAAGUGGACCAAGUUCCAGGCUAGACUCGGAGAACUUCAGUCUUGGACUCAUCAGAAUGCACCGCAACUCCUCGCCCAGAUACAAGAAACAUCAAUAUCUCCGGAGGAACGAGUUAAGAAAACUGAGACCUUGCAGACGCAGAUAAAAGAGAAGAUCACCCUAUUGAAAGCUCUCGACACCGAGUCUCUUCAACUGAUAAAGGACGAUGACGCUAAUUUGGAGGCGAAGAGGCUUCGAGCGGAGAUCCAGAGUCUUCAGGAGGCAGCAGACUCUCUCAACAAGAGUAUCGUCUACCAGAAAGAAAUGGCUGGGCGUAAUUUAGCAACAUGGAAAGAGUACGAAGUUGGUAUUCAACAGCUCAAGCCCUGGGUCGAACAGGCGGAAAUUCAGGCUGCCACGAUCGGCUCGAAGCCGUCAACUCUGGCGCAGGCGAUAGAAAUGCUAGCGACCGCGAGAUCCUUCGAGAAACAGUGCGAGGAGCAGCUCCCGCAUGUUCAAGAAUUGUCAGUGAUCAGUCAACAGAUUGCAGGUAGAACGGUUGCGCCUGACGAGGUAGAUGCUGUUCACACAAGGUGGAAUUCCGUCCAUGAUGUAGCCAUCCAUACUUCUACUAAACUCGACAAGCUCGUCUCAUCCUGGAAUACGUUCGAAUCGGAAGCAAAGGAGUUCAAUAACUGGUUACAAAAAGGCGAGAAGGAAUCGCUCGAAGAACCGAAUGUCAAGACACCGGAAGCGUCGAAAUUAGAAAGGGAAUUAGCUCGUCUGAAAGAGUUCAACAAAGAUAUAUCCGAUAGACAGGCACAACUGAUAUCCUUGACGCAAGUUUCGGACCAUAUAAGUCAUGGACUAGCUUUGGAAGGUGCUACAAAUCUGAAGGGACGAGUAGUGGAGAUGAAAUCGCGUGUUAGCAAACUCGCCGACAUCGUUAGAAACCAGAUAAACCAAGUUUCUGAUGCGCUUCUCGCUAGACAGGAAUUCCAAAUGAAACUGACCGAUUUCGACAAUUGGAUGUCGAGGUUGAGUUCGAAUAUAGCUGAGAUCAGUGACGUUAACGCCGACAACGUAGACACGAAUCUACAGGCAGUUCAUGCGUAUCUGCAGGAGCACUCCGACAAGCAGCCAAGUUUUUCGGGAAUUUAUGAGGAAGUGAAAGUUCUCUCGGAGCAGAGUUCACCCGAGGAAGCGGCGGCCUUGAACGAUAUGUACUCUUCCUUAGCCACUAAGUACAAGUCCCUUGAAGACGAUCUCAAUCAAAAGAAAAAAGGACUGGAAAAGUGGACUGAACUAUUGAGCUGGCAUGCGGACACGAAUGCUCAGUUGAGCCACAGUAAAUACCAAGUGGAUGCGCAUAAGCCGACCAUCUCCGAUUUGGAAAGAUUAAACUCGGAGCUGCAAACAAUGUCCACGAAGAUUAACACUUGGAAGGUGCAGGUGCCGCAGGUGGAUACCUCGAUGGGUGUGCAAGUACGUGAUAAAUUGGAAAAACCGCUCACGGCCUCGGCUUUGGUGAACGAAAUUGAAGCUAAGGCGGUUACUCUUCAGACUGAGCUUGCGACGAAACGAGAUAAAUUGGAAAAUCUAAGUGCUCGAUGGGAUAACUUUAGAAAAACUCAACAAACGCUCACCGAAGAGAUCACUCGUACCCAGACUACUCUGCAAGAUAUUACCUACAAAGUGGACACAUGCGAGAAACUCGCUCCGGCGGUUGAAGAAAUUGAUAAACUUAUCGCUGAUCAUCAACAGCGCGAACCGGAAAAAGAGACAUUGCAUCGCGAAGGAAAUACUUUGAUGAAAGAGGAUCAGCGAGCGGUGACCAAUAUUCAGGUUGUGCUCUCUUCGACUGAUGCGAACUGGGAGAAGGUCAAUGAACUGUUGCGAGAACAAAGAAAUAAAUAUGCAGAUAUGGACGCAGACUGGAAGCAAUUUUUGGAAGCGAAGAAGAAGCUGUCCAGCAAUCUGAAGCAAUCAAAAACACUGUGCCAAUCUAUUCAAGAAGUGCCAAAUGAUAUUACCCAAGCAAACGGUGCUCUUGACAAACACAAGAAGGCCGCUGAGUUGCUGAAGAAGGGAAAACAGUCGUUGGAAAAAAUGGACAGUAAAGCCCAACAACUUAUUAAAGAAGCUUCGCUUAUGCCGAAUUUCAAGUCCGACUUGAUCGAAAAGGAUCUCGCUAAGAUGCGUAAACAAUAUCAAGAUGCUUAUGCAAACAUCGUCGAGAAGACACAGACUUAUGAAACGCAGGUCAUUAUCUGGAAACAAAUUGACGAAGCGAAAUAUGAGCUCUCUAGAUGGUUGAGCGAUACGAACGAAGCUCUAGACAGCGCUAGGAAAAAUUUAUCCGACGCUGAAAAUGGUCAGCUUAAACUCUCCAGGUAUCGCGAAGAGUUGCCAGCUUAUCAAUUACUCCGGCAAGGUAUCGCGGCAAAGACGGCGCAAUUGUCGAAGAUGAACAACAAUGCAAAUAUCCCGACCUUAAAAUCUCUCAAUGACCUGUUAGACGAUCAAUUUAGAGUAGUCAAAGAAGCAGCUGACAAGUUGGAGUCCGUGACUACAACGUUCCACGAAAAAGAGAAAAAUAUCAGAGAAGAACUGAAGAGGUCUGGAGAGGCUAUUUUGAAAAUUCGAGAGGAGAUUAUCAAGUGCGACGACCUUACUGGCGAAAAUACCAAAAUACUUGGUAGGAUUAACAAAUGCCAGGCCCUCAAAGGUGAACUUGAACAAGCCGACAAGGCUCUGUCUGAUAUACAGAAGAAAGUCGCGGAUAUGUCUUCCGAAUAUCCUGCCAUUUCGAAAUCCAGCUUGCCCAAAGAACUUCAGGGGCUACAACAACGCAGAGAUGGAGUAGCCAGUCACGCUGAUAAGGUCAGCGCUACGCUCGUAGCCUUCUUAACAAAAUUAUAUCAUGAGAAAUUCGGUGCUCUCCAACGCAUGGUAGCUACACACAAAGAAAAAGCUGCUUGGUGCGAACCAGAACAGAGUAGCGAUCGGUAUAAUCUUGAAGUAAAGAUGGCCUCGCUCGUCGAUGUUGAAAAUGGAAUAGCCGAUUGCGAAGCCCGUAAGGCUGAUACAGACAACUCGUUGAAACUUCUGGAGUCGGUAGAAGGCAAAGAUACCAUGGUGGGCUUGAAAGCAGAACGUGACAAAGUUGCCGCUGAUCUGAAGUCAUUGAAAAAGAGCUACGCGAAGAUCAAACAGGUCCUGGACCGUAACAUAGCGCUCUGGCAACGGUACGAGCUAAUGUCGGAGAAUGUGUCCUCUUGGUUGAAAGAAACUGAAAAUAAAAUUCGUAUCGAAAGUUCUGUGCAACUCACUCUCCCUGAGGUCGAAGACAAGAUCAACGAGAUAGUUGAAUUUCAGAAAAUAGUCUCGAAGUACGAAACCGAAAUAAAAGACCUGAGUAGCCUUGGUGAAGAGAUUAUAAAAGUGAGCCCUGAGUCUCGAGUCGGACAAUACGUUGGCCAUUUGAACACUCGUUAUCAAGCUAUCGUAAAGUUCCUCUCGUCGCACUUGGAACGCCUCGAAGAAGUUGGAACGGGUCGGGAUCAGUACAAAGCUAACGUAAAAGAAGUUGAAGCAUGGAUCAAAAAUGCUGAACAGAAACUGAACAAGUUCGGUGAGAUUUCAGGACCAAAAGCCAUUACGUUUUACCAGUCACGACUGAAGGAACUCAAAGGAUUUGCGGAGGAGCGCGAGAAGGGUCAGGUUAUAUUGAAUCGGACCGCAGAAGCUGGCGAAGCUCUUUACGCGAGAAUUACACCGGAAAAUCGUGAAACUAUUAGAACUGAAUUGCGCAGUCUUAGAAAUCAAGUCGAGUCAUUAUCCGACCGAGCAAAUGUUAUUUACAAACGCAUCGAAACUGAUAUGAUGCAUCGAUCGUCUUUCGAAGACAAAUAUUCUCAAGUAAAGCAGUGGGUCUUUGACGCCCAAGCAAAACUUGCGGAAAAAUCGCGUCUGCUUCCAAAUCUUCCGGAGAAAAAAUUGGAACUACAUUUCUUCCGAACCAUCGCCCAGGAUGUGACCGUUCAUAGAAAUAUACUGCAGCAACUUCAGGACAGGCUUCCAACAAUGUCUGACGACGACGCAGCCGAGAUGUUGAAGAGUGUAAUCGCAGCUUAUGACGAGCUUUCGGAAAACGUCGAGAGCAGAAUCAGCACGGCGGAAAAAUAUGUAGCUAAUCACGAAUGCUACUUGCAAUCGAUCGAGAAAAUGCGCGAUUGGAUAAACACUCUCGUUAACGAAGCAGCUUCCGUAACAGAUGAUUUGACCAUCGACAGAGACACCGCCAAGGCAAGGGUGGCCCUGAUCGAGAACAUACUUCAACAAAAACCGGAAGGGGAUCGUAUCAUGCAGGAAGUUACUGAUCAGUUAAAUGUGGUAUUGGAGCAAACUACGUUAAACGGGCAUCCGGCUGUAUUGAAACCCUACACCGAUCUCAAGUGGGACGAGUUUAUAAAAAAAUGCAUCGAAUCCCGGGAUAAGUUGAAUCAACUCUUUGACAAGUGGGCUGAAUUUGAAAAAGUUGUUGAUUCCCUCGAAACUUGGAUUAAGCAAAUGGAACCUCAAGUGAAAGAUCAGAGUUUGAAAAGUACGGAGGAUACCAAGCGGUUACAUCUGCAGAAGUUGAAAGCGCUCGAGGAAGAAAUCAAUGCGAGAAGCGGAGACUUCAAUGCCGCGGUAGAAAAGAGUCAGGCGAUUGAGGGAGAAUCGGAAUUGGCGACCAAAGUCUCUCGACAAGCAACGAGAUACCAAGCGAUUAGAAAUCAAGCUAAGGAAGCGGUCGCACGUUACGAACAGUUCAUUAAGGAACACAGUAUAUUCAACGAAAAGUAUAAUCAAUUUAUGAAAUGGAUCGGUGACGUCGAUGGUGAACUGAAGAAGCAUGGUGAAAUCGUCGGCGAUCUAGCGAUCUUACAAGCCCGGCAAAAGACCAUUCGAGAUCUCGGGGAUACUCGUACUAAAGAAAAUGCCAAAUUCGAAUCUGUCAUCGACCUUGGAGAGAAAUUAUACGCUCACACAUCGCCCGAUGGCCGAGAGAUCAUUCGUCAACAGCUGAGGAAUUUGCGCACGGUGUGGGAUGGUUUUACCGAGGACUUGCAAUCUGCAACUCAAAAAUUGGACCAGUGCCUGAUGCAAUUCGCAGAGUUUUCACUUUCUCAAGAGCAGCUAACUACCUGGCUUCGUGACGUCGAACGUGCCAUGCAUCAGCAUACAGAGUUGAAGUCGACAUUGCAAGAAAAGAGGGCUCAGUUACAAAACCAUAAGAUCAUGCACCAGGAAAUAAUGUCUCAUCAGGCCCUCGUAGAAUCCGUUUGCGACAAGGCUCAACAGCUUGUCGAUCAAACGAAGGACACUUCGCUGAAUGUCUAUCUACAGUCUAUCAAACAGUUAUUCCAGAACAUUGUCGGCAAGUCACAAGACCUAUUGGAAAACUUGGAAGACUGCGUUGAUAAGCAUAAUCAGUUCAACGCUCAAUGCAAGAGUUUUACGGAUUGGCUGAGUGGUGAACAUGAAAAACUUUUGGACUGUAACGAUAUCGUAGGCGAGAAAGGUGAGAUUUCUCGACGAAUUGCGACCCUCGCCGUUCUCAAGGAUGGCCAAGUUCAAGGAGCCAAUCGACUCGCUAGCUUGAAAGAACUAGGUGCCAAUGUUGCAAAAAGUACCGCCGCAAAGGGACAGGAAGCUAUUACAAAGGAGGUCGCUAGUUUGGAAGCCGAUUUACAUCAGCAUUUGAGUGAAAUUGAAUCCGUCGAGAACAAGCAAAUGAGCGCUUUGCAAAAGUGGCAGGAAUUCGAGGAUCAGUUGGAGUCGCACACUCGAUGGUUCCGCUCGAUGGAAGCUGUCUUCCGAGAUCAGCAGCUCCAAGCUACUUUGAAGGACAAAGAGAGUCAGCUCAGCGUUUUCAAAGAUAAACGGGAGUCCAUUACGAAACAGGAGCGAGAAAUCGACGAAUUCGUCGACAGAUCACACGGCCUCCUUCAUUCGAGCGGCGUUGACCGCAUCAAACCAUUGAUAUCACAAAUUAGCAAUCGGUAUCAACUGCUACAUGUUCUCAGUAAGGAGGUAAUUCAUCGUUGUGAAACCCUAGUCGACGAUCACCGAGCCUUCGAAGGAAAAUUGGAGACUAUCAACGCCUGGCUGACUCCAUUGGAGCAGAAUCUCGCUGCCUUGAAGAAAGAGGAAAUUGGUGGAAACCUAGAGGCAAAGGGAUCUCGACUUCAGGUUCUCCUAGCGGAACGGGAACAGGCUGAGCAUCGUUUGGCUGGACUGACUGCUGCUGGUGAACGGAUCCUUCCGGACACAUCUGCACAAGGCCGCGAGGUCAUCAGACAUGAACUCCGUCACGCUCGCGAGCGUUGGGACAAGUUGGCCGAAGGUAUCAAGGAACAACAGAAAAAGCAGGACGCGCAAUCUCUGCAGUGGUCAAGCUACCAAGACACCCUUCAACAAACACUCGCAUGGCUCGAUAAUAUGGAAAGAACCCUGAAGCAAGAUUCGUCUGCCGUAUGGUCAUCGCUUCAGGAGGUCCGAUCGAAGCUCCUCAAAAAUAAGACCGUUCAUCAAGAGAUUCUUGCUCACAAACGUAUAAUCGAGGCGAUAUCCGAUAAGGCGAACGCCCUUGCUCGGGGAGCUCAGACGCCCGCAGACAUUCAAGAUAAUGCGAAGUCGAUCUCGCAGAGAUACGAGAAGCUCGUGGACACCUCGCAAAAAGGAAUAUUCAAUCUGGAGUCUCUUCUCGAGACUUUCCAACAGUUCCACGAUCUCCAGAAGGCCUAUCAAGACUACCAGAAGCAGCAAUGGGAAAGACUUGCGAAUUACACCGAUUACACCGGAAAUAAAGCGGUGUUACAAGCGCGACUUUUGAAGGUGGUAGAAAUACAGGAUAGUCAGACCGAAGGUGAACUGAAACUUCGUGUUCUCAGUGAUCAUGUUGCUCAAAGUGCUGGCAGUCUUCCACCCAGGUCUCAAGAGUCCAUGGAGAGGGAUCUGACCAAUUUGCGAUUUGAGAACAAAAAGUUCACCACUGCCGUGAGUGACGUUAUUCGAGGGAUCGAAGAGCGAAUCCAACAAUGGAGCGAGUACGAGAACUCUCUGGAUAGACUGCUGGCCUGGCUUAGUGAUGCGGAAGCAUCUCUAAAAAAUUACACCCUGAGGAACACGAUCGAAGAAAAGCAGGAACAACUAGAAAAGUAUCAGGAUCUGCAAAAAGUAACGGAGUCUCGGAGUUCAGAUGUGACGGAGCUGGUAGCGCUGGGUGACCACCUCGACCAAUCUUUGAUCGUGAACUUGCGACAAAAUGAAGCGGAGUUUGAUAAAAUGAGUGACGACUCUUCGGAACUCAUUCAAAUUAGCGGGGAAACCAGAUUUUCCGCGAGCGUUCAACAAGUUACUUCACGAUUCCAAUCUAUUCAAACAACAGCCAAGGAGCUGAUAAAGAAAUGCGAACAGGCAACAGCCGAUCAUGCGGCUUACUUGGAACGUUACAAGCACUGUUCGGAAUGGUUAGCGACUGCACAGUCAAAGUUCCAGACAUCCCAGGAUGGAAUCUCCGGAACUCGGCAGGAGUUAUUAUCGCACAGUACCGCGUUGAAGGAACUUUUAGCGCAGCAGGUUUCAGCUAAUCUUUUGGUGAACACCACCGUCGAAGCUGGCGAACGCCUUUAUCCAACAACCGGAAUGGAAGGCAGAGAAAUAAUCCGACAGCAACUACUGGAACUGCAACAAGCCAUGGAAACACUUUACGAUGGGGUGGGAUCUACCGAACGUGAAAUUCAAACGAAACUCUCACGUUGGUCAGGUUUUGAUGAAUGUAGCGAAGCGUUCAAGAAAUGGUUGGACGAAGCUGAAGCUCAACUGGCGCCAGAAAUCGAGUUGAAAACGACUUUGGACGAGAAGCGAGCGCAGCUUCAGGUUUACCGUACUUUCUUGCACGAAGCACAAUCUCAUCAACAAGACUUGUUCAAUUUGCGCGACAAAGCUGACAGUCUUCCGGAUAGAACCGAUAAAAUAGACCACGUCCUCGAAAAACUAUCCAAGAAACAUGCCUUCAUCUUGAAGCGUGCUCAAGGUUUCGUUGAAAGGUACGAAGCGAUUGUGAGCGAUCAUCAGCAGUACAGUAAAGCCGUUCUCGACACUCACGAGUGGCUUGACGCUACUCAUAACGCGGUGAAUCUCUGGGGUGAUGUUGAACUGGAACGUGUUUCUUUGCAUACCAAUCUUGACCGUUUACGAAACCUCGUUCAAAGUCUUCCCGAAGACGAGCCACGCGUCGAACAGAUACGAAGUCUUGGUGAAAAAGUUAUUCCCGGAACCUUGGAAUCUGGACAAGUGAAUAUCCGUUCGCAGAUCGACUCAUCUCAACAAGAAUGGGAAGGUCUGGUGUCCGCGGUAAAAUCGACGAUAGAGGCAUUGGAAAAUAAGCUACAGCAGUGGAACGAAUUCGAGUCCAUGAAGGAGGAGUGUCUUGCUUGGAUACGAGAAACAGACACCAAACUCCACGCUGUCGACCUCAAAUCGACCCUGAUCGAGAAAAAGGAACAAUCGGAAAAACUCCGCGCUCUUCAAGGUGAGGUGAGGGCCAAGGAACUCGAAAUCGAUGCCGUCACAGAGCGAGCCCAGCAACUUCACAAAAACAUCACAUCUCGAACGUCACAAAUUUCUGAACUUGGAAUAAAGUAUCAGCAGAUAUCGAGCAAAGUUAAAGACUUGAACAACCGUUGGCAGCAGUACUUGACGAGUCAUCAAGAAUUCGAUAAUCAUUUAUCGGAGUGCAUGCAGUGGUUGGAGGACAUCAGAAAUAAAUUGGCGUAUUGUUCCGACCUUAGUGCGUCCUCGCAGAAAGAUUUGGAAAAUAAAAUGGAGAUCAUUCAAGACUUGCUAUCUUACAAGGAAGACGGAUUUUCGAAGGUUCAAGGGAUCGUUGAACUUGCUCAGACCGUUCUCGCGAAUACCGCGCCACCGGGACAUAAGGCGAUAAAUGAUGCCCUCGCUAAACUCCAGGAACAGUGGAGUGCACUGGCAUCAAAAAUGCUAGAGACUAAGACCAAUCUCGAUGAUUCCAUAAAUAAUUGGGCUGGUCUUUUGGAACAGAUACAAUCGAUCAACAAAACUGUGGAGUACAUGCAGACCUCUGUCAAUGAAAUAUCACAGUUCCAAUCCACGAUGUCUGAGAAACGGUCUCAGCUGGAACGAAUCAAGACUUUGGAGGAACGGGUUCGGUGUGAGAAUAUUGAAGUCGACAGUUUGAAGGCUAAGGUAGCGGAAAUGAUAGCAAGCGGACAGCAAAGUUUGGCCGCUUCCCAGGCCCAGGAUAUACUUAAUCAAUUCGACUCUCUCUUUGAGAAAAUUAAAUCGCUUCUCUCGGAGCGUGAGGACCAAUACAAAGAUCAUCGCCUGUACAAGGAAGCCCAUGACGAUCUCAUUGGCUGGCUCAGCCGAGCGCGUGAAAAAAUACCAUCGAUGAAACAGAGAUCGUUAAGCGACAAACUUGCUAUCGAAAAUGCUGUCGCCCCGCUGGAAAGUCUUCUGAAUAAAAAAGCUCAAGGCGAAUUACUCGUGGAACAUCUUCAGCAUACCGGCGAAGUUGUAUGCGCCAGCACUAGCGAGCAAGGGCAAGAAGUCAUCAGAAAUGAGAUUCGCGCCCUCGCCGAAAGUUUCGAAGGACUUUUUGGAGACAUAAAGCAACAGAAAGAUCAACUAGAAGCCACGGUUAGUCAGUGGCGAGAUUAUAAAGAUGAAUAUGAAAGACUCAGUGAUUGGCUGCAGCAGUUCGAUAUUCUCAUCAAAGCGCAAAAGAACGCUCUAUUGCCAAACGUUAAGGAAAAAGAGAAACAAGUCAAGGAAGUUAAAGAGAUAUUAGAAAAUUUGCUGAAGGGUCAAGAACAAAUAGAUAAAUUUAACAAAACUGCGUCAGGCUUAUUGACUUCGCACCUUGAUACCUACGUAAACAAUCAACUGCGGCAUUUGAACUCCAGAUAUCAAGUGCAAGUAAAUCUUGCCAAAGACGUCGUUAAGAAAGUAGAAACAAACCUUGCCCAGCAUCAGGAGUACGAGCGCAAUCUCGGUAAAGCACACGCGUGGAUCGAAAAUGCUAAGCAAAUAAUUCGGCAAGGUACCGAAGCCGCGUCGACCAGCAGUCGGGACGAAUUACAAUCUCGACUGAACCAGAUCCAAGAUCUGCUUAGAAAACGCGAAGAUGGACAAAACCUCGUACACCUUACGGUCAACUGUGGAGAAAAAGUAAUGCGGAAUACCAGGUCGGACGGGCGUGAAGAAAUUAAUGCGCAGUUGAAAGAAAUUCAGAACGAUUGGGAGCGUCUCGUGAAGAAAAUAUCCACGACCAAAGUCCACCUAGAAACUAGUCUUCUUCAAUGGGCCGAUUAUAGCUCUUCUUACUCGCAACUUCAGCAAUGGAUUAAUGAUCGUGAGGCAAAGUUGCAACAGGUCUGCGAACAAAAAGUCUCGAAGGCCAGAAAGGGUCUGGCUGGUUUGAGCUCAUUGGCUAUCGGUGAAAGAAAAGCCAAUCUUCGCCAAACGAACAGUAUCGUUCAAGACAUCGUGGCGUUUGAGCCGAUGAUUCAAUCCGUGACAACGAAGGCUGAGGACCUUCAGCAAGCGACGCCCGCGACGGAAAUAUCGAUCAAAUAUGAAACUCUGAGUAAACAAGCACAGGAACUGUACGCCAAACAGAAAGAGACGGUUGAACAGCACCAGGCAUUUGUCGACAGCGGCAAUGAAUUCGUACAAUGGAUUCGAGUUGCCAAAGAAAGGCUUGGAAAGUGUUCGGAACCCACUGGCGAUAAAGAAUCUCUUUCGAGUAAAAUCACUCAGCUCAAAGUGCUGCAGAGUGAACUUCCCGAGGGACAACAGAAGUUAGAAAAGGCGCUGCAACAAGGAAACGCAGCCUGCCAAGUCGCUGAUGCCGAAGACAAAGAAAUCAUUGAAGAGGAAGUCGCACUCCUUCAAGAAGAGUACGACAAUUAUGUCGAUUCCUUGAACAAUACCAAGAGUUUGCUGGAGAUCGGUAUCGUCAAAUGGACCGAAUACGAAGAUCAAUUUUCCGAGGCUUCGGACUGGUUAACUCAAACUGAGGAACUGGUACGACCGUUCAAUAAAUUACAGGACAGUCUCGAGGAGAAAAAGACGGUUCUGGAAGAAUUCCAAGUCCAUCUGCAGACGUUAUUCGAUUGGCAGAAAGAAUUGGAUCGACUCAACAUGAAGGCGCAAAUGCUUCUGGAAACAUGUUCCGACACAAGGAUUUCAAACGCUAUCACCCAACUGACGACGAAGUACAACGCGUUGCUCUCAUUGGCGAAAGAAAUUAUGCGAAGGCUGGAAUUACAUUAUCAGGAGCAUCAGCAACACAACACUCUUUACCAGGAAUGCGAAGAUUGGAUCGAACGGACUCGCGACAAGCUUGGUGAAUGCAAAGAGGUGCCGAACACCCUGUCGGAAGUGAACAACAAGUUGCACACUUGCAAAGCUAUUCGGCAAACCUUGGAACAAGGUCAAAAUAAACUUCGCUAUGUGUUGGAGUUGAAGGAAAAGGUGAUCAUGAAUACGGAACAAAAUGGCGCUGCAAAAAUUCAAGAGGAUACCGAGAAUCUGAAAUCAGAGUUUGAUAAAUUACUAGCAGACGUGGAGGAGGCAAAACAGAAGCUUGCCACAAGAGCCGGAGUCCUUGAAGAACUUAAUAAGAUGCAUCGUCUGAUUGCCGACUGGAUCGAAGAGGUUGAGCACAAGGUGCAGCCCGAAGAAGUCUUCCGAAAUGAUCUCAGCGAGAAGCGAGGUCUUCUUGAGAAGUAUAAGACAGUCCAAAGAGAUAUUCAUGGACAUGCGGAAACAGUUGAUCGCCUCAGAACUCGCUUGUCCGAAGAUUCGAGCAUACCACAAGACACUUAUCAAGCAACCAUUACGAAAUAUCAGGACUUGAAGAACCUUGUACUUGCUAGGAUCAGUGACCUUGAAGAACAGGUGAAGGAACACGAACGGCUAAGACAGGCUCAAAAUGACGCUGUCGAAUGGGUACGUCGCGCUAAACUCGAAUUACAACAGCAUGGUGACACUCAUGGAGAGAAAGAAAAAGUCAUUGAACGUGAGCAAAAGGUGAACCAGAUAAUUUCUUCAAUGCCAGAAGGCGAGAAACUUAUUAAGAAGACGAUAGAGCUCAGCGAAUCCGUGAUUCCAACAACUGGUCCCGAGGGUCAGGAAUGGAUAAAACAGGAUGUAAAGCAAUUGAACGCAGACUGGGAGUCUUUGAAAAAUCAAUCACGCGAUAGCCAACGAACUUUGGCGAACUGUAUCGUCACUUGGACGCAGUACACGAGCGUCUUUGACAGUAUGAAGAAAUGGCUUGAUCAGUUCCGUAAGAAAGUAAAUGACGAGUCCGCGAAAGACAAUAAAACUCCGGAAGACCUAGAGCGCUGCAAACGAAUUGUUGAAGAAGCCAUCCGUCAAAAACCGGUCCUUGAGGAUCUAAACGACAAAUGUGAGGCGCUCCUAGAAGUUAGCGCAUGCAGCUGGGCCAGGGAUAAUACCGUACAAGUGCAAUCAGCGUACACGACACUAUUGACAGAGGCGCAAAGUCUUGUGUCCAAAGUUGAAAAGAAUCUAUCGGAUCACACGGAGUUUCUCAAGGCCAAACAGGAGCUCGAAGAUUGGCUUCACACUGCUCACGGUUCGGUCCAAGAUUGCAUCGGAGUCGGUGACGUCAGCUGGGCUAAGGAUAAAUUGGAAACCACAAGGCUCGUUGCCACGCGGAUCACCGAAGGACAGCAUUUGCUUUUGACGUUACAAGACGCCUUCGCAAAGGCUAUCAAUACUUCGCUUCCCGAGCAGCAAGACCAGCUGAGAACCGACAUGGCAGACCUUCGUUCCAGUUGGGAGCAGCUCAGCAUGGAUCUCAACAGUGUUCAAGCUCAAGUCAAGUCGAUUCUCAGUCGCUGGGACGACUACGCAGAUUCUCACGCCCGGUUCGAGAGAUGGUUAAGCGACGCUGAAGAAUCUGCUAAGGUGCUUCCCGAAACAAAGGGAGAGCUUGGAGAGAUGAAACGACUUCUCGAAAGAUACAAACACACGCAGGAUGAAGUCAAAGGCAAACGGUUGGAUCUCGAUCACCUUCUUGCGGAGGCUGAGGAGCUGUCCAGUUGGGCAAAAAAUAAUACCACCAAGGAACAGACCAAGUUGCUUUUGACCAGAUGGGAAAAGCUCGGGAGUCAGGUUCAGGAACGGAAAAAUCUCCUGGAGGAAGAGCUUCAAGAGUACAACGGAUAUCAUGCCGCUCUUCAGGAAACUGAGAAAUGGCUUCUGCAAAUUUCCUUCCAACUCAUGGCCCAUAAUUCUUUGUACAUUACCAACAAGGAUCAAACAAUCGAGCAAAUGAAGCAACAUGAAAUACUCCUUGAAGAGAUACGGAAAUACCAAACCGUUCUCGACGACCUCAGAGCUAAGGGGGCUUGUCAAAUAAAGCGGUACGUUUCCGCCGCUCCGACGAUAAAAUCAACGAUAGAAACUCAGCUCCAGAAUGUUCAGGAAAGCUACAACGCUCUUUUGAAUACAGCUGUUCAGAUCAAAAAUCGAUUAGCGGAGUCCUUAGCCAAGUUCCAAGAGUACGAGAACACCCUCGAAAGCAUAAUGAAAAAUUUGGACAUUUACGAGCCGGAGAUCGCCCAAGAAUUAGAAGCACCUUUGGAUAAUUUGGAAGAUGCACAGCGCAGUUUGGAGAGUGCCAGAUCACUCCACAAUAAACUGCAGUCUGAAAAAGCACGUCUUGCGCUCGCAGUGGAAGCUUGUGAAGCGGCUGCUGCGUGCGUUUCUCGACCCGGAAGUCCACUUGACGCACCACCUGUACAAAUUCCAGUUAGAGAAGUCGAAGUUCGAACGCGGCUCGAAGACCUCAUAGACCAGAAAAAUAACGAGGAUUCAGGACGACUGAAAGCUCUACUUGAUAUCAUUGAGCGCAAUGGCUUCUUAGCGAAACUUAAUAAUAUGUGUUACAAGAUGCAAACGCACCUGACUACGGUGAACGAAGCGGUCGGUUCCUUGGAGGAACGUGCUCGUCAGCGAAACGCUUUAAAUACUUGGGUGAACCAGCAACGUGCUCUUUGCGCGGAAUGGAAAUCGCGUCCUGCGAAAUUGAGACCGGAAGCGGCUCAUGCCGAGCUUCAAGCGAUGAACGAACUGCUCACCGGGGUUGGAGAACGUCGGACUCGGGCCCUCACGGAACUGUCCUCCGCGCAGACAGGUCAACCCGAUGACCUUGAGUCUGGAUUGGAUAAGUUGGAGGCAGAAUUAAUCGAAGCGAUAGCCGGGAAACAGGCCACUCAGGAUCUCAUUCAGAAGUAUAGGUCUCACGUACAAGAUAUUCAGACCUGGUUCGAUAAUCUCUCGAAGAGAGUAGACGUCGUGGACAAAGGCAGCGGACUGGUUAUCGCUCAGAAGAUUUCGACCGUACAAGAGAUCACAUCGGAAUUCGAGUCUCAAGGACCAGGUAAACUAGACGAGGUCAAGCAACUCGGUGAUCUCGUGAUGGAUUCCGUUAGCAAUUUAGACUCUCAGCAAAUCGAAGAGCAGAUAAAAUCCGUCGAAAGAAGGUACGGAGAUAUCGGCAAAAAAUUGCAACGAAAGAGUCAAGUGUUGGAUAUGACCGCGCAAGGGAUUGAAGCGACAAGACGGGAGAUUGAAGAGAACCGGAAGUGGAUUGCCGAGAAGAAGGAAGUCGCCAGAACCUCAGGGCCCAUUGGCUAUGAGAGCAGGCUGGCUGAUGAAAAACUUCUGUCACUCAAGGCACUGUUAAAAGAAGCGGAAGGUAAGCAGGUUCUCAUUGCGACUCUGGAGAAGAGGGUUGGUAAUAUGCAGAAUGAAUUAGAAACCAGCGAGCAACAACAACUCGAGUCGGAUACGCGUGCAUUGCGCGGAGAGCAGGCAGAGCUUUGUUCGAUUCUGAGGGAAGAAAUCUCAGCAGCCACCGCGGCGGCAGAACUGCGACGCAAACUUGAGGCUGACUUAGAGCGAGCGCGCCUGUGGAUAAAAUCGAAGAGCAACGACUUGAAGAAGUUGAGCGGUUAUUUGCCCUUGAAAGCUACCAAAGUUGAACACGACAUAAGCCAGCACAACGGGUUCGAGUCGGACAUCAGAAACUUCAGCGAAAGCGAGCUUAACGAUGUUCUCAAGCAAGGUCACGCUCUACUCAAGGACUGCACCGAAGAAGACCGCGGCAGACUCCAAGCGACGUUGAAGGUCAUCAACGAAGAAUAUGAAGCACUGAAGAAGGAGGCUCAAGAGAAGCAAGCAUCUCUCGCAGACCUCUUGCAAGGACGAAAGGCCUUCGAAAGUGACCUUGACAAGUGUCAACGAUGGAUCAACGAGGCUGAAGUUGCGACGUCCGUCGAACUUCGACCUUCAAGUGUCGACGUUCUCCGUGAACAACUUGCCAAGUACGAUCGCUUGAAGAAAGAAGCGAACGAAUACGCCGAGGAAAUCGAGAAAAUAACACAGCAAGGGAAAUCCAUUCUCCCCACAAUCGGCGAUGCCGAUAAAUUAGAGCUGAGCGAACAACUGAAGAACAUGAAAGAGGCUCAUCGCAGGGUCGCUGGCAUCAUAAAUGAAAGAGCUUUGGCUUUGCAGGCGAGCAUUGCCGAGGCGGAGGAGGCGGCGGCAAGGGUUGCGGAAGCGGUACAAUUCAUGACUGAUAUUCAGCGGGAACUGCAAGAGCUCAACAAACCCAUAGGAGCUCGCGCCGAGGACGUUGAAGGGAUGUUGGCGACCUACGAAAGAAUCCUUGGCGACCUGAAGGCUAACAAAGCAAAACUGGCCGACUUGCAAUCGGGGAACGUCGGAGAUCUUCACGGUGUCGUAAGCCAACAAGAUGACCUGAUAAGAGCUUUGGAAGCGCAGAUCGCCAAACUCAGACAGCUUCUUUUGCUCCGGCAACAAUUCAUAGCCCUGGUAACGGAGAUCAUGACCUUCAUCACGAAGUAUACGGGAGUCGUAAGAGAAAUUGAAAAAUCCGGUCAGACUACAGAGGAGAAGAUCAAGCGGUACGAUGACGUGAUUCUGAAAAUUCAAGAGUGCGAAGCGACUCUGGCCAGCGCGACCGACAAGGGACAACAAAUCGCGGCCGAAGGAUCGGCUGCCGAUAGAAACAACGUUACUGAACAACUGCAGUCUCUGAAACAACAACUUCAAGCUUUGAGACGCGCAGUCGAGUCCCAACGCGAAGAACACGAAUUAGCGGCAGCGGAACACAGACGUUUAGCGAACGAAUUGGCCGAUAUUCUCGACUGGCUUCAGGGCAAGGAAAAGGAAGUGAAAUCGCGACCACUGUUGGAAAGAGAUUCUGCGAAUGUUGAAGCGGAGUUGAAAAAGCACAAGGUGCUUUGCGAGAGCGUCAACGAGCACCUUGACAGAAUACGAGCGCUCAAGGAAUCCGUACGUCACGAAGAAGGUAUGCCUGGUUCGUUGAAGGAGAUGCUCAGCGAGGCGGGAUCCCUGAUGACGUCGUUACCCCGCGAAAUGGACGAUCGCGGAACAUAUUUGGAAAAUAAUAAACAGAUGCGACUGGACUACGUUGCUUUGACCGAAAAACUUCACGCUUGGGUCAGCGAAGCUGAGAUAAGACUACAGAGCGGAAAAGAUGGACUCGAUUUUGAAAAUAUUCUCGGGGAUUUGGAGGAGCAUAAGAUUUAUUUCAGUACGGAAUCUUCGAUUCGGGAACUAGUCUCCCAGCAAAUACAACAAGCGGCUGACAAGAUUUGGCCGUCUUUGAACAGUUCCGAGCAGGAAGAACUCAGCAGGGAGCAACAGCACCACACCCAGCUCCUCAAGAACACUAUGAACACCGCUAAAUCGUUGCGCGCACGACUUGAACAGGGUGCUGAGACCUGGAGGGAUUACACGCAAACAUUAGAACGCGUCAGAGCCGUCAUAUCGAGAACCAGAUUCACCGACGAACCCGUCAGCACUCUCGCGGGCCUGCAAUUCAACAUCCAGAAAAUUACCCACGCCCUCAACGACAUACAGAAUCAACAGUUCGAAUUGGAUCUCCUGAACGAACGUGGAAAGGAGGUUUUGGACCAGGCUGAUGCGGCGAAUAAAUCUAUCAUCCAGUCGCAAUUGUCUGCUACUACUCUCGAAUGGAGUGAGCUAGUUUCCGGUCUUGAAGGUCGUCGCAGCGCUUUGGAAGCACUCUCCCGGCACUGGGAAGAUUUGGAAUCCCGAUGGGCUGCCACAGAAGCCAAACUGAAUGCUACAGAGGAACGCAACAAAUUGAUUGACAGUGUUGUCAGGUCCAAACAGCACCUAGUGGACACUACAAAAUCCUUGGAUGAGCUCCUCGCCGAGGGUGAACGAUUGAAACCAGCUACCGAAGAGGUGCGAACGUUGGCUGGCCCUGUGCUCGCCUACUUGGCCGUUUUUACCGAGGCACCAGCACGAAUCCUUGAGGAACGUCUCGAUAAACUUUCACAGUCGGCGCAGUCGCUUGUCGAUUCACUACGCAAUAAGUCCAAAAAGGCAAGUGAGGACUUGGAAACACUCGAAGCGAUCGAACACGAGGUACAGGAGUUGAAGAAGCGAUUGGAAGAGGCCCAUCACCAGGCGUCCUCCUUUUACGUCUUCGGAGCGAACCAAGACGCGACUGAAACAGAACUUGGAGCAUUGCGUUCGCAUCUUGGAAGCCUCGUAGAGGCGGCAAAGAAACUAUCGGGAGACACUAAGGCGCGGUACCAAGCCAGCCAGCAGUUGGUUCCGACUGAUAUUGGACAACAGCUGACUGCUCUCGAACUAGCUGCCGAGAGCGCAGCUUCAGCGAUGGAGGAAAAACAACGCGAGCAGAAGAGAGCAAGAACCACACGUUCCGACUACAUCGCGGAUGUCGAUGAAGUGCAAACGUGGAUUCGGGCGGCCGAACUGAAGGUUCAGGACCGUUCGAUGGAACCGUUCAAGCUCAAAGAACACCUCCAGAAGAUACAAUCCGAGAUCGGGGCGAUUACCGAUAAACUCGAAAGACUCACGAGAAACGGACAAGUCAUCGUCGAGAAUACCAAGGACGGCAACGAAAGGGAAUUGAUCAAAAGCACCGUGAACAAUCUUACCGAACAACUUGCGCAGGUCAGAUCAUGGCUCGAAGAGAAGAAACAACAAGUCGGCGACACUUUGGACGCGUGGCAGAGGUUCUUGACUCUCCACGAGGCGGUCAUGGCCUGGAUUAAAGAAAAACGCAUAUUCCUCGUCGAACCACUGCAGCUCAGCAGUCUGAUACAAGCGAGACAAAGACUUCACGAUUACUCCACCGCGGUAAAGAGCUGCAAGCAAGUGAACAAAAAUUUGAGCGACAUGGGCAAGGAAUUGGAGAGUAUAGGUCAGGUGACGAACGUCGGCGAUUUACCAGAGAAAUUGACGGAGGCUGAAGACGCGAAGGUUGACGUCGAGGGUCAGCUUCUCGAAAGGAACGCUCUGCUCCAAGAAACGAGCGAGGAAUGGGAACAGUGCGAGAAGAAGAUGAAAGACGUUAAAAGUUGGAUAGAGAAAGCAAAACAGACGUUGGAAUCCCCUCAGAGCAAGAAAAAACCAUUGAGAGAUCAGCACGCAACCAGAGAAAAGAUGCUAAGCGACAUCACUAUCCAGAAAACAAAAAUAUCAAUCUCGGUAGAGAAACUGCAGGUCCAUUUCCGGUCCGGAGUUGGUGGCGACAGUCGAAUUAGCGAAGCUGCAAACGAACUGAUCAAGGAGCUGGAGGUCCUUAACGACACUGUCAAGGAACAAACAGCCUCUUUGGAAACCUGCCUCGCUCAGAUUGACCAGUACCAGCAGGAAAUCCAGCAGCUACGCCAACAGAUUGUCCAGGUGGAACAGCAACUCCGUACCGUCCUGAGUCCAACUUAUUUGCCGAACGACAGAGAGAGAGCCCUACAAGAGCAACAGGCCUUGCAGACACAGAUGGACGGUUGGAGGCAACGCUCGAGAAAUCUGGUGGAUCAGAUUCAUGCAGUGGACCCUUACUAUAUUCUCGGGGGUGACGCAAGCCCCCGCCAACCCGGGCUCAUUUCUUACGCAGAUAUCGCUGCAGGCCGCAUUAGUCCAAAUUCUAGGGGAGGUAGCCCUCAGAGGGCCCGAAGCGACGAACCUCCUCCUGCGCAGGUGCUCGUUCACAUUCAACAUCCUACACCGACUAGGCAAUCAAUUGUAGAAACUGUUAGCGUCUCGGAACCGUUGGUACAGGCUGUUCAGUAUCAGCAGCAACAAUCGCAGCCACUUCAAAUUGAGCAAGUAUCGACGCAACAGGUUUUAAAUGUUGAAAAACCGAAUAAACGGGAGAAACAGAUCAGAAAUUCAUCGAUUGGUAGAUCGACGGGAAAUUCAUCGGUUCAAAAGACCGUCGAACGUCCCUCGAGACGAGGACGGUCUCCGACGCGGAAGGAGACUCAUAAGAAAAAAGAUAAAGACGUCAGAGAUACUCAUGAGAUAAAACAAACGAAGGAGACGAAGAAGGUUCCAUUGAUACAAGUGGAAUCUGAACAGAAUAUUCGUCAAGUAUCUCACGAGCCACAAAUACAACAGUCCGGCGAUGGUUUAGCACCUCGCGAAAUCAGGAGACGUUCCCCGAGUCCGAUGUGGAUACCGGGGUCGACAUCCUAUGCCGAUAUACUCAGAGGUAAAAUGCAAGCGGCACUUCGGGCUGCGUCAGAACCGGCGGGUGACUCCCGGGACAUGGUGCAGCUUUCGAAAGAAACGCGUCUACAACACGUUACUAGCGAAGAUGUCCGAAUAGUCGAUAGUUCGGAUACCUUGAGUCGCAAAGACUCUCUAGAGGAGGUGGUGAAUUUACCAAUUGAAAGUCAGAGUCUUCCGGCCAAGCCGGAAGUGCCAAAUGUUGUCGCUGAGACAUAUCAGAGCAUCGGCGAACUGGAGACCUCUAAAAAUGUUGAAGAAUUCAACGGAGAACAGAUCGGUAGUUACGCGAAAGAGACGAGAAACUGGUCCGACGAACCCGUGGACAGUUACAACGUCAUUGAGAACAAGCAUUAUGAAAAUGUCGGCAGAACACAGGCUGAGAUGUACGAUUACAUUCACCCCAUACCAGAACUUGUCGGUUUCAUAAAUUCGCAACUCGGAGCUUAUCCAGUCGGAUCCUACGUUUACUCACCGAAUCAGCAACAGGUGCAAACUAUCGAUACGAUUUCACUGAACCCGUACGAAAGUCACAUGGGAUACACUGCUGAACAUUACGUAACGCAGGGUACAUAUCUGCAGCCCAAUACCACUGACUUGUAUCAUCACCAGCAAACUAUUGUGCAACAAAUUUCUCCUGGCCACUGCAACGACAGGGUGCAACAGCAGCAACAAGUGCCUAAAGAAGUUACCUUGAAUCAGACUGUCACUGUGACUAGCACCGCUCCAGUUCUGCCUGUUCCUACGGAACAGAUCACGGAACAUGUUGAGCGGAAAGAACAAACUGUCACGCAUACUACGACCACCGUCUCGUCCACGACUGAAACGACUUCGAGAAAUGAACAGAGAGAAGGCUCGUUGCCUGCUCCGGACGCUCGUGGGCACUCUUUUUCGUACGCUCAAAUAUUGUCUCAAGGACUUAGUUCAAAAGCUACCACACCUCCUAGGGUGAUAAGUGGCGGCGAACAACAAGCGAGGAGAUCAUUGUCACCGAAAGAACCUUCUCCUCCGAAAAACGUUAUGAUUUCUGCAAGUAGAGAUGAUUCGGAGAAAUCACAUUUUUCACAGGGUGGUAAAGACAGCGAUUGGGAUGUUAUGAAAAAGAAAGAUUUGAAGAAGAAACAGUAUCAGGAGGAUAGACCGAAAAAAGAGGAGGAAAGGAAAGGGUGGAAAAUUAAUCGUAGAACUGAUAGAAAUACUCCACCGAAACAAUUGACCGAAGUUAGCAAAUCCGUCGCGGUAAUGAAAGAGCUCACCGAGCUGCAGAAGAAUGUUGAGAAUAUUCGGAAGGAAGUUGAUAGCGUUAAGACACCCGACGAAAAUGUCAACGAUGUCCAUCAAGGGAAGAAACGUAAACCCAAGAAGAAGAAAGUGGAAAAAUCACAAGACGAUGAGAUCGAAAAAGCUCUGAAAGAAAUUGAAGACAUGAACAAACAGAAGCCGAAAGUGUCGAAGGAGAAAUCUAAGGGGUCGAAUAAACCAAAAGAGAACGUUAUCGUGGAAGAUAUAAAAAUUGGUGGCGAUGUCCCAGUUAAGCACAUUGAGAAACCUGCAAAACAAGACAAAGUCAAGGAUGUAAAGAAGACUUCACGGGACCCGGAGCCCAAGGAGAAGGGGAAACCUAAAAAUGAACAGAAACCGAAAGAGCAGCUCAGUGUAAAACGGGAAACUCAAGCUACAGAAAAAACAGAGACGAUAGUUAUCUCUGAGAAUAAAGAUAAGAAAGGUGGAAAAUCGAAAUCUAAUAAAGACGUAGCCAAGCGCAAAGAUAACACCGGACCCACGGAGAAGGCUAAAGACGCUCAAGAAAUAAUUUCCAAAGACUCAGUUACACCCAGAGAUGAAAAAGCCGUCGCCGAUGAAAAAAUUCCAGAAAAUUUAGCGAAGCUGAAUGACAAUAAAAACAGCAAGAACGAGGCGAAUAUCGAAGAAAAAGUAGCCCCGAAAAAUGCGACCAAGUCCGAAAAGCAGACCUCGAACAAGGAAAAAAUAAAGUCUAAAGAACCGACAGGAUCGAGCAUUGACAAAGCAGACUUGAAAGACAAGAGUCCUCCGAAAGACAAAACAAAAUCUGAAAAACAAAUCACUUCGCAGAAGGAGACUAGCGCGAAAAUUCCUCCCGUGGCCACACAGGCCUCGAAGAAAUCUGAAGCAAAACCCAAGGAUCAAGUUCAUAAGUCGAAAACUAAACCAGAAAAGCAAGAAACGCCUAAAAAGGAUAUAUCACUCGACGAAAAGCAAAUUAUUUCGCCAGUGGAUUCUCAAACGGCUACAAAUAAAGCUCUCCAAUCCGAAGUCACCGUGGAGCGAAAUAUUUUAAUUAAGGAGGAUGUCAAAUCGGAACAGUCUUCAACUGUUGACUCAAUUGAGUCGAAACGUGAAGAACAAAAACAGGAACAGACAACGUCUAAGAGUAAGAAGUCUCAGAAGCAAAACGCUUCCAAAAAGAACGCUAAGCCGGAACAACCCGAAAAAUCUAGUAAACCUGAUAAGACCGAAAAGUCUAAAAAGUCAGGAGAGGCAAUUACUACUUCUACUACCACCUGUUCAGUCACGCAAUCCACAGACGUGUCAAAAGAAGAAAUCAAGAAGAUCGAUGAAACAGUAACUAAAAUAACGGUUCACCCCGAAGAAAAGAAGACUAUCGAAACUGAAAUCAAAUCGAAGAAACAAAUUCUUUCGACUGCGGUUAAUAAACUUGAGGAAGAACAGCCAGCCAAGAUCAAGGCAACGCCUAAGGUCGAACACAAAUUGAAAAAAGACACAAAGCGUGAAGAAGAAACUCCGCAAAAGGGUCAGAAAAAAUCUGAAACAGAGAUUGCAGUAAAGCAGGACUCUCUGCCUCGAAAACAGGAAACGAUUCCUACUUCAGUGGGAAAAAUUUCGAGUACGAUUGAACUUCACAAAGAGACCACGAUUGUUACUGAAGAAUGCAUCGAAAAAAGUGAGUCGAAGACUCAGUCCACAGCUAAGCUCGAACAAGGAAAAAUUUCGGAGGAGAUUACAAUUCAUAAAAAUGGGGAAGAUGCAAAAGACGAUGUAAAGUCAGCAAUAAAAUCUAGCACCACCAUUGAGUCUGUUUCCGAAGUCCGAGAAGCUUCAAAGCCGGAUGCUCCGAGCAAAAAACAAAUUAAGUUGAGCGAUCAGCCUGCUUCUGACGGCAAGACAAGUAUCAAAAAAGAAGUUGAAUCUAAGAAGGCGACUGUUCCCAAGGCCGAAAAGAAGCAGGAAGAAAAGACAAUCGCUGAAAAAGAACCACGAGCUCCACAAUUAGAAUCUUCCGCGGUGGAACUGACUGGAAAUGCUCAAAGUGACUCGAAGAAUGACGUAGAGGUAAAACCGAAACCGAUUUCCAAAGAGAAGGUCAAAUCCAAAAAGAAGGUUGAUACAAAAAUAGAAGUAAAAUCAGAGCAAAAAUCAUCCCCAGAAAUUCCAGUUUCUCCGAAAGACGACAUCUUGACUGUAGAUAAAACUGUAACCGAGACGCAGAUUGUUGAAACUGUGAAGCGAGUAGAUUCUGUAAAACAGUCAACAGACGUAAGCAGCAAGACCAAGUCUGAAGAGAAAUGUACAAAGAAAACUUCUCCGAAACAGAAUGUAUCGACUGACAAAGCUCCUGUCAAAGACACAAAGUCUCAAGAUAAAAUCGACUCCAAGGUAGACGUCAAGCCCGUCGCAGCUGCUAUCGAAACUGAAACGAAUGUCAUCGUUAAGACUGCUGCUGAAGAUGUUCCGAAAAGUCCAUCUGAUGGGAAAACGGAAGAUGUCAAAGUCAAAGCUCAAAAUUCACCCAAGGGUAAGGGCAAGUCUGAAAAACAAGUUUCAGCCCAGCAACAAACGAAGUCCAAAGACAAAACAGUUUCCAAAAUCGAAGUCAUUACAAAGCCGGAAGCCGCUACCGAAAAAGUGGCUGCAUCCAUACCGAAAACUGUCACCGACAUUCGAGUUGAACCAGAAGAGAAAAAAGUUCCGCCUGUCGAGAAAAAUCCUGCGAAGGAAAAAGUAUCGACUAGUGGAAAAUUGACGUCAAAAAUCGAGAAAAAAUCUGCCGAAGAGCAGGUUUCGGCCACUCGACAAACAACUAUCAGCCGACAAAUCGUUGAAUCGACGACGAUCGUUUCUUCUGAAACUAAUGUUAUAGCUGGUGAACAUACCAAAAUUCAAAAUGCUGUAGAAAUACAUGGAGACAUAAAAACAAAAAUUCCUUCCAACGAAAAUGUUGUAGAAAAAGUGGAUAUUGCUCCAGUAGAGUCUGCAAUUUCUUCUCCAGUAAACCCUGUUCCUGCAGCCUGUAAAACUACCAGCAUAACGAUAACCUUACCAGAGAUUGAAAAGUUAGAACCGACAAGGGUCGAACCUGAAGAGCCCGAAACCUCGAAGGUUGAAAAAAGCUCCAAGUCAGUAAGUGUUGUCGAGCAGCACGAAAAGUCCGUAAAGAGUGACAAAGUGCAACGCGAGACAUCGGCCAAAGACCAAACAUCAAUAAAAACGAAAUCUCCGUCUAUAAAACAAACCAAAUCAUCAACUGAAAAGAAAGUUGAAGAAAAGACGGUCGAACCAAAGAAAAAUAUCGACACAGUGGAGUCUAAGGCCAAUAAAACCUCGAAUCUUGAAGAAAUCACCACUGACAAAUCGUCACCGAGUGCUGUUGCUAAAAUUGGACAGCAAGCCAAUAUCAAAAUUAAAGUGACGCAAGUCGAUGCAAAAGUAGAGCAGACGUCUUCAACAGUCACAUCUACCACCGAUAAGAUCGAGUCAAAACCAAAGGUUCGAAAAGAUGACUCCCGCAAAGAAGUUAUUAAAAAAGAAGUGGCUGGUGUUGAAUCCAAAAUUACCGAGACAAAAACUCAAACGUCGAACAAGGUAGAGAAUUUACCGAAAUCUACGGAAGUGGGUAAGAUCAUUGAACCAAUUCGGCCUGCAAGCGAUACUGCGAUGAUAGAAAAAAACCAAGUUGGUUCGCAGAGUACGAUUCCUCAAUCUAAGAGCGAUCCACCAUCAAUCGUUGAAGGAGGUCCCAAAGAGAAAGUCCAAACUGGGAAAGCUUUAAUAAUCGAGAAAACCGUCACCACUGUAACAACCACAACCGCUGGAUCAGAGGAGAUAAAACCUCCUGCGGUUAAAUCUGUCAAGUCUGUUGAAAUAUUAGAAAAUGUUCCACUCCCGAUUACUGUAGGCACAAAGGAAACGGAACUUAUAUCAUUACGUCCGGAAAAUGUAGAGGCUACUUUAACGACAACAUAUGCUAGGGUCGGUGACGUAGAUUCUGCACCUUUAGAUCAAGUAGCACAAUCGAUAAACGAGGCUGUUACGGAUUCGAAAGCACGCAUUCAAAGUCUGGCCGCGUAUUCCACCACGAUUGCGUUACAGGGAGACGAUGCUCCGUUAUUUGGUAGUGUUAAGGACAGAAGUAGAAGUUGUCAUUUGGGUUCAGGUAACGUAGGUGAAUCUGAAAAGGUUGUUUCUGAGGAAUCGAAAGAUUCGAAUGAAGGGACAGGCGCAGUGAUGACAGAGGAGGAUGAAUUGUUCAUGAAAAGUAUCGAGAACAAUUUAAAAAAGAAAACUAAAAAACGACCGGCUUUACCGGAAGAGUUUAUUCAGAAGGAAUCUCAACAAAUUAUCAAACAACGCGUCGAAACUACCGGCGAAGAAUCAACUCACGAAGUCGUUUCUACACUAGGAAAAAUUCAAACCCAGCAGUUGGUGCAAGUGAAUGAAACUACCGUCAAGGAUAAGCCGAAAAAGAAGGAGGGGCAGGAAGUUAAGCGAGUGGAAAACUCCGGAGAGCAGAAGACGAAGAAAGAUAAUACGGAAAAAUCAAAGACCGAAGAGGUGUUAUCCAAAAAAGAAUCGGUUGAUGAGGAGGAAGAUACUACAAAUCUCUUCCGAAAUGAGGCGGAAAUAAUAAAACCGUACUGGUUCGACUAUCAUCACUACGCUGAAGCGGAAAGAGAAUUCCAUCAACACUACACGGUUGUCAGGACAAUUGAGAAACAAGUUUUACCAGUUACAAAUGUUGAAAGAACCGCGGCAGAUAUUGAAAGAAUUGUAAGGGAGUCAACGAUAAGAAAACCAAAAGACGACCCUGUUCCAGUCGCGAAACCGUCUGCUAAGGAAAUCAGAUUGCUCGCCCUCGCUGAAGAAGCUCCGAAAUACUCGGGUGCGAACUUUUUCAACAUUGAAUCUCAGUGGAUUCAGGAUAAAACACAAAAGGAAUUAUCUGAUUUGUCGAAGAAGGAGAGUGUUACUGAUCUCGAGGUGAAAGAAAAGAAAGUAAAGGAUGAAGUAUCAGUUCCCAAAGCUAUCGAACCAAUUAAAGAAUCCAAAGAUAUCCAAUCAGAGAAACUGAAAAAUAAUGAAUCUGAAAAAAUCACAACGGAAUCAGUACACUCGACGGUCAUUGAAUCUCAAAUUAUUACCGUUAAAAAUAUUGAGAAGACAACAGAAUUGAGUUCAAGUGAAAAUGCUAAGGUUGUGAAAUCCACAGAGAUAGAGGUAACAAAACCACAAGAAAAAGUCGAGAAAAUACAAGAACCCGUUAAGUCCAAGUCGAAAGCUCAACCUGAUCCGAAAGUAUCGAAAAAAAGCGACAAAACCGCACCGACCGUAGAACAAACAGUGGGGGCUGAGAAAAUCACCGAAAUUAAACAGAUUACGACGGAAUCAAAAUCACAGGUCAAAGAAGGACAGGACGGGAAAGUGAAAUUAGAUAAAGAGAUUAAAUCAACCGUCACAAAGGAGAAUACUAAACCGGCGGAGGCUCUUACAAAAGUCGAUCCUCAGAAAGUCAGUGCUGAAAAAAUUUCAGCUUUUGAAGACAAAAAAGUUGACAUUGCGAUUAAAGAGGAGUCUCGAGACCAAAAAACAGCCGACUCAAAAGACGAUGAGAAGAUUGCAACUGUUUCAACUUCCAAAGUAGAAGAAAAAUCGAAGGUAGAAAUUAAAACUGAGGAAAAAACAAAUGUUAGUCGUAAAGAAAAGAAAAAGACAGAUGGUAAAAAACAGCCUAAUGCAACUUCAGAUGCUAAAUCGGAGGAGAAAGCGGCGUCUGCUACCAAACUAGUUCCAAAAGAGGAAAUUCCGAAAUCCCCAGAAACUGUGACUCCUGAAAUUAAAGAUGCAAAACCUCAAGAAAAAUCUAUCGAUGUUAAAAAAUCGACGGUAUCAAAACCGGAGGCUAUUGAAUCUAAGGAAACUUCGGAAUUGAAAGAGAAAAGUACAUCGAAAUCCCAAACAGAAACGGUAACUGUGAUUGAAAAGAAGAAAGAAAAAUCCACGGAGUCUGUGACCCCUGUUGUACCAAUCGCAAAACAAGAAGAGAUCUCCACACCUGUAGUAAUUCCUGAAAAACAGAUUGUUGCUAAAGCAUCUGACGUCAAAACGGAAACCAAGCACUCUGAGGCAACGAGCCCGGUAAAAACCGAAGAGAAACCAAAGCCCGUUCACCUUGUGUCUGAUGAUUCAUGGAUGGAUCUUUUGGACGAAGAUAUUGUCAUCGAAGACGAUGAUUCUAUCGAUUGGGAAACUUCCAAGGCUGAGGUCAAAGUGGUGGAUAAAGCGAAGGAAAAGGUUGUCGAGGAGCCCAAGAGCAGCGUAAAAGAAUUGCCCGUUACGAAGGUUGACGUCAAGGAAACUAUUGAGGAGGUCAAGGUUACCGCGUCACCUGAAUCCGCAGUCGUUGAUAAGACGGAACUUCUAGUCUUGAAAGAAACGAGCGCGAAAAAAGAAACGAUUACAAGCGAUUCGGAAAUUAAGACUACCACAACUAUCGUUCAGAAGGAAUCAAUCCCGACACCAAAACCUGUUCAUUUGGUUUCUGAUGAUUCGUGGAUGGACAUAUUGGAUGAGGAUAUGGUCAUCGAAGAUGACGGUUUCGACGAAAUUGAAGACCCUAAACCAAAAGUAGAUAAAGAAUCAAUCGCGAAACCCACUUCUAAAAAGCAAACGCAGCUCAAAGAAUGUCCGAAAGUGGAAUCAGCAACGACUGAGAAAACUAUACAGAAGAUCAAGCAGAAAGUAUCACUGGAAACUGAACAACCAAAGAGACCGGAUGUACUUGAGGAAAAAGAAAAAUUGAUCAAACUUCCAGAAAGUAAACCGGAAGUUAAGGUUGAUUCCAAGCUGGAAGCUAAGGAAACGAAGGACACUGGGAAACGGAAGAAGGAGACGAAAUCCAAGGUCGUUCCCCAAACUAAAAAAGAUGCAAGUGCGGUUGAUGAAAAACCGACAGCUCUGGAGAAUGGAGGUAAAGUUGUUAAGAAAAUCGAAGAUGUGGUGUCACACGAUUCCACUGACGAAACAACAAAGUUCGACAAUCGACUGAAUCCGAACGCCAAAUCUUGGGCGUUCGUUGUUGGACAGAAAAGUACGACGAUAGAAAGCACGAAGUCAGACACCGAUACAUCACAGAAAAUAGAAAGCAGUGAAAUUUCGGAAUCCACUACAACGAAACCCACUCCAGCGGAGAUCCCUGUCGCUGCAGAAUCUAAAACAUCCGUUUUACCAAAAGAAAUACCUCAAGAAGAAAUAACACCGUCUGCAUCCGAGCCUCAAAUACAUAAAAGUCAGGAGACAGCUGCGCCAGUUAAAUCGUCAAAGAAAAAUAAGAAAAAGAACAAGAACGUCGAGAUAAAACAAUCCGAGCAACACGAUCGAGAUGAGUCAUCAGCGUCGAUCGAACCACCUGCCGCUGCUCCUGUCUCCGUAGAUUCUUUGCCCCCUGCAAGUGAAAUUGUCGGCAAAGACGCGAAUGGCAAAUCGUGGGCUUCUAUCGUUGCAAGUUCUUCAAAGACUCCUUUGCAAUCUCAGAGCGAUGAAUCCGUCGUAUCGACGUCACAAAUAACGACAACGAUUUCGGACAAUGUCGUUAUUGCAGAUAGCAAAAGCGAUAUCUCUGUCGUAGAUUCCAGCCAAUUACUUACCGAAAAGUCAACGGAAGGGGCGAUACAGCAAAAUAAAUCCCCGACGCAUGCACGCCCACGUAAAGAUAAACCACACAGUAGAGAUAAGCUCAGCGUGAAUGUUGUGAAUGAGCCUACUGUACGCGAUACCGAAGCUAUGGGGGAAAACAAAGAUCCAAAUGUAUUAGCCUUGGUACUUUCGGAGCGAGAAGGUGAACCUGAAAAAGAUGUUAAACAAGAAUCUACCCUGUGGGCUGACGACAUCGAGGAUUCAAAUCCACGGGAAGCCAUCAGCUCCGUCAGUUCUAGCAAAAUCGAUUCCAAAUCAUGGGCUGCAGUUGUAGGUACGAAAACAACUGAAACGACAGUAGUAGAGACGACCGUAACUACGCGUGACCACAGCCCGGCACAUAGCUCUGUGACAGCCAUUCCUCAAGUACAAAUUCACGUUGAGGAGGUUCCAGAAUCUGAGCCAAUUGAGAAUUUGGUCCAAGUUGACGCACAGGGAUUCAUGGAAUUCGUGAAUAGAAAAGAAUUGCGUUCCAGAAGGUCUAGGUCAAGGUCCAGGAGCUCCAGGCGGGGAGAAAAUCCUCCGCUUCAAGCCCGUGAGAUAAUCGGUCAAGAAUUGGACGGAAAAAGCGACAUAGAUAGUGCAUCCGAAGAUAAAAACGUUGUUAAGGCUGUUGAAAAACCCGAGAAGUCUGCCAAGAAAAAAGAGAAAAGUUUGAGUAAAGUCACGGACGAUCCGGCACCACAAACUGAUAAAAAACGAAAAGAGGACGACAAAGAACAAGAAAAACCUAAAGAAAUUAGUCCAAAAGAAGAGGCAACUAAACAACGUGAGAGCAGAUCAAAGACUCAAAGCGAUGUAAAUAAGGGAAGUUCCGAAAAGGGAAGCAAAGGUAAAGGACAGUCCAAAGCGAAGAACAAAGCGAAACCAACUCAAGUCAAACCGGUGGAUGCACAAAAACCAAGUGAAGAAUCAGAACCGCAAGUAGAGAAACCUGAUGAGGUGCAUGAAACUACUAAACCAACAAGUGAAGUCAAAGAGCAAGAUGUUCCUGCUAAAGUCGAAGUCCCGAAGGAUCAACCUAAGUCAAAAGAAGAACCAAAAUCCAAGGAAUCAACAAUGAUCCAAGCAACCGGUAAGCAAACGGCUGAUGAGACAAAAGUGCGGGACGUUCAACCCCGAGAAAUGGAGCCAAAGGGAAAGACAAAGAUUAAGGAACAAAAAACUGCAGGGGAUGAAAAAUCUAAGAAGUCAGCAAAAUUGAACGAUCAACAGAAGGCAAAGGAACAACCGCAGGCAAAAGAAAGCGCGGUAUUACCAGUUGAUUCCAAAUUGCCAGAGCCUGUUCCGGUUGAAACAAUUGGGAAAAAAGAAGACACUCAAGUCAAAGGAUCAUCUAAACCCACCGUGCCAGCUAAUGCCGAAGAAACAAAAGAUACUUCAAAGAAAAGCAAGGGCAAAGUGCCAGAAGAUCAAAAGUCCAAGAAAACGACCAAGUCAAAUGACAACCAAAAAGUGAAGGAGCAAUCUGUGAAGGAAGAACAGACGAAAACGAUAGUGGCUAGCACUGGGCGGGAAGAUAUUCCGGCACCUGCUAAUGUUGCCGAGUCCAAAGAAGUGACAACGGUAACAGAGCACUACGAAAAACAAGUUAUAUCCACUAAAUCGACUGACGUUAAAGAGCAACAGAAGUCAAAGAGUAAGACAGACCAGAAAGGUAAAAAGACGCCGGUCGUUGAACCCAAAUCUGACGGUCUCGAAGCUAUUACCGAUGUGAAAAAAUCAGAUGGAAAAUCUACAUCAGAAAAACAGAAGGAUACCAAAGAAUCAAAGUCAAAAAUGGAAACUGUGAUAGUUGAAAAACAACAUGUAUCGGACGAGUCAAAAGUGAAGAGCGAAGCACAACCGGCGGUCAUAACUCGAGAACAAACUGAAGCUAAAGUGACCGACCGAAAAACUUCCGAAAAAAUUCAAAUUAAAAAAUCUGCGAAAUUGGAUGAGCCGAAAAAAGCAGAAGAAAAAUCAGUUAAGAAGGAGAUUGCUGAACCGGAAAAAUCAUCGGCAGCUCAAGUUGAAGAAAUUCAAGUACCUUCCAAGGUUACAGAAGCGAAAAAUACAAGUAUUGGAAAAACAGAGACGGAGGUCAGCAAAACUAAAUCAAAGGAUUCCCCGCAGUCUAGCGAAAAAGACAAAUCGAAAAAGCCUGAAGUAAAAGAUGAAACAAGUUCCGGCAAAAAGACCGAAUCUUUGCCCGCAAAAACUUCAGUGCUUAUUGAAGCUGAUAAACCCAUCGAUGAGCCUGAAACGCAGAAAGUACCUGAUUUAUCUGGAAAAGUUGAAGUUUCAUCGGACACCAUGAGUGUAGUUGAGCAAGAGUCAAAAAAACCAGUAAAAUCAAGUGAUAAAAAGAAAGUAAAAGACGAGAGCAAAGUGGAGAAAACGACAAAAAUAACAGCUAAGACAGAGGAGCAAAAACGAACCAAUGAAGUGGAAAAAGUGAAGGAAAAACCACAGUCAAAAUCUAAAAAAGACACCGACGCAGUUAAGCCUACAGAUAUUUCUAAAGAUAAAAAAGACAAAGAGAAGGAAGCUGGAGUCGCUGGAAAAGAUAAUAUUGAAGAUCAAGGUACGCUUAAGAAACAAGAUGAACUAAGAGCAGAAAUACAUCCCAAAGAUGAAUUGAAGUCAGUGGAGAAAUCUCUACCUAAGGUGAAUAAAAAACCUGACACUGCAAUUAAGACAGAUGACAAAUCUAUCUUACGCGAAGACAGCAACAAAAAACCCUCUGAGGACUCGAAGCCUCAGGAUUCUACUCAAAUUCUGACGCAGGUUGAGCUUGAUAACAUAGAAAAGGCGACAGUCAAAGUCGACGUCAAGAAAGAGAAAUCUGUCGACAAAGUGGUCACUCGAACAGAUCAGGUUUCGUCUAAAAAUGAAACCGCGAAAUCAGACACUAAUAAAAAUCUAGGCAAGGACAAACCUCAACCAAAAGAGGAGCCUGCGCCGAAAAUAGUUGCAGAAGUAAAAGACAAUGUGCAGUUAGUGACCGAUACAAAACUUGCGGUCGAAACAGAAGUUAUUCGAGAAACUGCGAAAGUUGAAGUCGAGAAGACUGAAAAAGUGAAACCGAGAGAAUCCCCGAAAUCUACCAAGUCCGGUCUCGAAACCGACAAACCCGGAAUUACCGUUUCUACCACGAUCAUAAAAGAUCUCAAAUUCGAGCAAAAACCUUUGAAGGAGGUCAAAGAAAAGCUGGUGAUCGAGAAGGAUAUCCAGAUAAAAUCUAUCGAAGAUUCCAAACUAGAAACUCAGUAUUCCGAGCCCGAGUUAUCUCCAAAACAGAAAGUACAAUUCUACAUAGACGAUGAAGAUCUCAACUUCGAUAAAGAAGAAGAAAUAAAGAAAGACGUUGUCAUUGAAAGUGAUAAAUUGGGUCCAGCGGCACUGUCGAGGUUCAUACCUCUUGACAGUGGUUUUUGGUUUGAAAAGUGGGACUAUCACGAAGCAGAACGUCUUCUGUUCGAAAGUCUGGCUAUGAACGAGAAACCAGAUGCAGAGGACGAUAACGAGCCUAGCGAUAAGGGUCCACGCGACAAAGAUGACGAUAACGACGACGACAAUAAUUCUCGUAACGCUCCUAAAGGGCCAUCAAAUGAUUCCUCAAUUUCUCAAACAUGCGCGAGCGGCGCGCCUCAGACCGAAAGAUUAGUCGCGGAUCUUCCAGGUGGAAUUGGUAGCUGGACCGAUUACAGCACUUAUUUAUCUAACGAGCCGUUGACCAAUCAGGGUGAUCAGGGUGAAUCCCCCGAUCAUACGUCAGAAUUAGUUCGUAGAAUGGCGGAAGAGAUUAUAACCGAUUUAGAUGUUCCCGAUGCUCCAAUAUCCGAUUCUGCCUUUACCUCACCUUCUAUCCCCGUCUACCCCACAUCGCAACCCUCUUCAUCUUUAGGUAGAGAGUCACAAAGGUCCAUGCAGCACUGGAGUUCACUUCGGGAGGUGGAGAGAGAUACUUUGGCAACUGCUGAAAGAACCCGAAGGCUCAAGGAUUCCGUAUCGGAAAAUCUUGAUUCCCUGACUUUGGCUGUGGCUCGAUUAGAGCAAUCAUUAGAGUGUUUACCUGGAGACAGUCUGCAGUCUAUGCUCUCCGCACUCGUGACGAUACUGGCCGAUCUACAAGUCUACGAUCGACAGACGAUCGUUAUAAUCACCCACCUGGCAACCAUCCCGGCUGAUUCUGAGACGCAGGAAUUAUCCUUACUUCUCAAGGACCUCCGCACAAAAAUCGCUAACCUUUCGGCACAAACCGAACAAGGAACCGUAGCUCUGGAAAAUGCACGCAGUGCGCAAGAACGUCGUCAGCAAGAAGUAAUUGCUUACAUGUCAUUUUUGGACGAAACCGAAAUUUGGAUCAGGCAAAUCACUGCCACAAUCAAUGAGAAACAAUCCUCAAUAGCGUGCAAGGAACUUCUCGAGGACAUUAUUAUCAGGGAGAAGCGGGUGGCGGAGAUGGAGUCGCUACCGGAAGUGAGCGUCCUAGCGAAAGCCAUGAGGGAAGCUUUGACGGACGUUGAAACUCGAUUACGACACAAGCAGCAGGAGAUCGAAAUGCUGGAGGAAAUGGCGCAGGCAGAAGACAACGCUUCAGAACGCGACGAGGAUACUUUAGACUCCGCCCCUUCGAUACAUUCAUCUUUGGAACACGAACCGAAUUCCCUUCCAUCGCAAGCUGAUGUUUCUUUGCAGACCGGUCAAAGCUUACUGCUCGACACAAUUCCUGCCGAAAAACCGGCACAACUAACGAAACAAACGUCAACGACAACUUCAACGGUUGAUAAACCGGCACAACUCACGAAACAGACAUCGACCACCCACAUCCCAGUGUCGACGUCCUCCCAAACUGUGCCAACUGAGUCAAAUAUAUUAGCGACGAGAGAUGGGGAUACCACGCAAACCCAGGAGACGAUUAAAAUCGUCAAAUCGUCAGAUGGAAAUCACGACGUGAUCGAAAUAGCUACUAAAAACGUUCCCUCGAAUGCAAAUACGGAAUUCAUCAGACGCGAACAGUCCGGAUCGAUGCCCGAUGAUAUAGUCGUUGACAUGAAAUAUCAGGGCGCCCAAAAAACUGAAAGUGCUACUUCGGAACUCAACAUUUCCCACGCCGCUCCACAAGCCUUUGAAACUUUCCUAACGGAACCUGACGAUACGACAACCGAAGUAGUCGUCGAUGCCGAUGGUACUAAGAGAAUAAUCGUGAGGAAACUCCGACGGACUUUGGUCACCAGCCAACAAACAACUCAGCAACACUUCAGCACGUUGUCUACUUCGGUAGAUGGAAAUCCUCCGGUGACCCAAGCAUUUUCCGAAGCUACGAUGAGGGGACAACAAGUUACCUUUACUCGCUCGAAACCGGACGGAACGGUCGAAUUAUCGACAACCCAGUCGUACGGUGGGCGCGUCACAACCGGCGCACCGGGUGGUGAAAUCAAUGUCGAAGAGUUUGAAACUGGCCCUCAACACUCGCAUCAAGUAAUCCAAGGGAAUAUUCAAGACUUGAGUCUGAGGCCGGUUGAAGGUGAGGCAGCUGCGGAAUCCGGAGAGUACCAAACGACGACUUCUAGUGUUCACGCCGUGGUCCAGCAGGUCACUAGGCGGGUGAUCAGAAGAACGAGACGCAUUAUCAGGAAGGUGACUAUCAUUGAUGGAAAAGAAACGACGAGCGAAGAGGUGAUAGAAGAACCGGAGGAGGUGGAAAUUGACGAACAAGACAUACCGCACAUCAGUAUAAAUGUUACCAGAAAUGAAAAUGAAAGAAUCAUCGAUAACGACAUCGCUAUUUUUGCGGAUGGCGUGGAAGUUGCAGAGAAAAAAAUGGUGGAUAUACAACCACAUCAAGAACCGCUUCAGGAAGGUACAACGGCACUCACGCCGGGAAGUCCGAUGCAAGGACCGUUCUUUGGACCAUUUGCCAAAGACAUGACACCGAAAUCUUCUUUUACAGAGACUACCCGAGCGACUACUGUCACAGAAACAAAACAGGGAGUUGAAGAAGUUUCGAAAGAACAACACAUUUCCAGCACGGAGAAGGAAAUCGUUGAAGUGGCUUCCGACGAGUCGUUGAAAGAAGAUGACGAAUUAAGCAAAUCCAGACCCGAAACAUCGAUCGAUGUGAAAUCCGUUACUGCUGAAUCUGAACGAUCCGAAUCACCCCGAGGAAAAGUCAGCGAUACCCGAAAAAUAACUGUCGUUGAAAAACAUGCUAUGGAAUAUUUACCCAUCGAGGUAACUGACUCCCGCGAUCCGAAUGAAACUCUAAUAAAAUAUGAAAAAUCUGAAAUUUUUCAGACUCCGAUCGACGACCUGUCGAUCUGUGACUCGAAUACCGAACCGUCGGUAGAUACAACAAUUCCUGAGGACGUUGUCGUGACUCGUGCCAAGUGUAAGUCAGAUGCACCCGCAAGUAAAGAAAGUAAAGGUGAUUCACAAAUUGCAAAAUUAGAAUCAGGCACGGUAGAAAUAGUAGAGCAUGCAGUUAGCAGCACCGUAGAAGAUUUUAAUAAACCAAGUUUCCCCGUGUCAGAAGAAACGGAACGCGAAGGAUAUGAGAAAAUUGAAAGGGAUGCUAAUGAAAAAUUAGCGGAAAAGGAACACGAUACUAAGAUCGUAGAAGCACCGAGUCCAAAACCUGAAAAAUUGAUCAUAAAAUUAAAAGAAACCGAAAGUCUGGCAAUAGAGCCGAUCGAGGCUGUUCACCAAAUCCCCGAUUCACCAAAAAUUCUCGAAUCUACGACACCAUUAGUAGUUGAAAGCCAAGCAGAACAAGAUGCCUCCGAACUGUUAGAUGACGGUAAAGAGAAGAAGGUUGAAUCAUCUAUAAAGGAGAAUAUUGUCGUUUCAGAGCUACCCGAUAAAGUCAGAGAAAUGUUCACGUACCAAAUCGUAACUGAACACAAAUCGCAAGCGACCGACCAAUUUUUAUCACAAGAACGUGCACACGCAUUGAGAGAUCCACAACUCAGCUCGGUCUCUUGCGGUUCCGAAUACAAGCCCGUCGCGGAGAAGGUAGAAAUAUCUUUAUCGGUGCAGGAGCAAAGUGAAGAAGCUGGAUCAUCUGUAUUCGUAAAAACUCAGGCGGAACGACCUCAGGUAGCUCCAUAUCAGAUUGUAAAGGAAGACGUGGACAUUAAUCUUCCGGCUGAAAGAGAAACCGUUCAAGUCAUUCAUAAUAAAUUCGUGCAAACCAGCGCCCUUGAAACAAACGAAAAGGAAACCGAGACCUACGAACCGUCCGAAAAAAGCGAUUCCGAUAGCACUACGAGUAGAAAGAUUCGAAAAAAGAAAAAACAUAAAAAUAAAAUUGACACCCCUGAAAAAUCCGUUACCGAAGACUCGAGCGCAUCCAUCACUACUACGAUUGCCGAUUCUACUGAUAUCAAUGUGCCGAUGACCGAUUCAUCGAAACACCAAAGUGAACAACCCCAACCAGAUUUGAAAGAUAUUACCGAACCUUCGUCUCUGAUUUCAACUUUCCAAGACGACAAUUCUGAACCGGAUAACGGGUACGAACCUGAUGACAAAACGACGGUAGACGAGUUGUCUUUGGCUGACGAUGAGGAAGCUGGGAAGAAGAAAAAUAAGAAAAAGAAGAAAAGAAAGCAAAAAGUAAAAACAAAACAUGAGGACAGUUCGGAGGUUCCGAAAACUACUACCGAUGAAGCUGAAAUUACCAAUGAAGUGUUACCAGAAAAUGAUGAGAUAGCUAAGGAGGAGAAGAAGACAAAGAAACGGAAGCCAAAGAAGGAAAUCACCGAGGAAGUAGUAGACGAGCCAGAACCUCAGGUGUUGCGAAGUGAGAUACAAACGCAAACCGUAGUUGAAACAUGCGAUGUUGGUGCUGGAAGCACAUCGCCAGACGUACCAAGAAUACCAACCAGUUCAGCACAAACGUCGCCGGAACCCAUCGGCGAUAAUAAAGAACAAGAAAUGCAGACCGAAAAAUCAAAUGACAUCAAUAUCGAAGUACAAACUUCUCCGAAACCCGCGAUAGAUUCGGCCAUGCAAACAAGCAAACCCGAAACACCAGAGAUCGAACACUUGGCAAUGCAAACCAUCACACCCGUACGAACGCCCACCGAAGAUGAAGAAGCGCAGACGAGUCCCAUUCAAGAUGAGAAACCCAAUGUCGAUGACAGCUUCGUGCAAACCAGUCCUACUCAGGCUGAAGAAUCCGCAGUUAUAGAGGAAACGUAUGUUCAAACGAGUCCGAUCGAACCGGAGAAACCUAGCAUUGAAGAAACUUUCGUUCAAACAAGUCCUUUCGAAUCAGAGAAGCUAGUUCUUGAGGAAAUAUUCGUACAGACAAGUCCAAUCGAACCAGAGAAGCCUAGCAUCGAAGAAACGCCUUCUCAGACUAGCCCGAUCGAACCAGAAAAACCAACCGUUGAAGAUCAUUUUAUGCAAACAAGCCCUGUACAAUCUCAGACACCAGAUGUUGACGAAACUUACGUUCAAACAAGCCCGAUUGAACCUGAAAAACCAAGCGUUGAAGAAAUUUUCAUCCAGACAAGUCCCGUACAGCCGGAUGUACCAGAAAUUGAAGACACCUACGUCCAGACGAGUCCGAUUGAAACUGAGAAGCCAGAUUACGAGGAGGUUUACAUUCAAACAAGUCCGAUCGAACCCGAAAAAUCGGAGAUCGAAGAUAUCGAAGUACAGACUACUCCUACGGAAGGGAUUCCCAUGGAAUCGCAGACCUCGCCGAUCGAAAUCUUGCCCACUGCGGAAAUAGAAACACAAACGGUUUCACCGGAGCCAACAGCAACCAAGGAAGAUGCGGUUCAACAAACAACUCCAACGCCAUCACCGGAAGAGGAUAAAGUAAUUUCACAGGAAGUUACAGUUCAAACUGUGACUCCGGAACCUGUCGUGACAACGGAAAUUGACAUCCAGACAUCUGCGGUAGUUAGUCCUGAGAUUCCUGCUUUGGAAGACUCGACCGUACAGACUGAUGUUCCCGUAAAUGCCGUGAUCGAAAGCUCCGAGACUCAGACAACACCUAAAGAAAGUCCCCGUAUCCCAGUUACUUCCGAUAUGGAAAUGCAAACCAAGACACCCGAACCAACCGUGGAAAGUGACGCGCAGACAAGCGCAAUUCAGAGCCCGGAACCAGUCGAAAUACCGGAACAAGUCCAGACCAUUAUCGAACAAGUGAAAACCGUCGAAGGAGAAUCUCAGACUAAAACCCCAGAGAAAUUACCAGGUGUGGACUUUUCGAUUCAGACUAAAGAACGCGAACUGGUACCAACCUCGGAAGAGGAAACGCAGGCUGUUGCUGUUACGACGGAUGUUAGUGCGCAAACAGUAGUACCGGAAGUGAAACCGGAGAGUCCGAAGCCUGUCGAUCCUGCACCACCUGUGCCGGAAAAUGUCGUCGUACCAAAAAUUGUUCCUGAAGAAGCGGCACCCGUUCAACCGGAUAUGGAUUCUUUAACCGAUACUUCGUACGAAAUUCAUGUCCAAGCCACCAUAGAAAUUCCGGAUAGUAUGAGUCAGAGUUUUUUGGAUUCUGAGCGUGCUUCUGCGGUAGAAACUUCUCAAGACACGAGCAUCACUGAGGACCUCUCGGAAAACGUAACGAGCCUCGAAGAUGAGACAGCCAGACUAGGGAAGAGACAAAGAAGGAAAAGAAAACAUAAACCAAGUGAAGCGCGAGACCAAACUCCGCCCAAUAAAGAAAGAACGGAUCUUGGAACAAUAUUUGGGCAGCCUGUAACGGCUCAAGAGUCACUCCCGAAACUGUCUUAUUCCGACGUGGCCAAAAAGAAUUCUGACCAAACGAGAUCCACGUCGCCCCUAGAUUCUUCGGAAGAAUGUGUCGUAAGGGAAGAACCUGGUAGUAUCGUCGUAGGAAAAGUUUUAACUGAUUUGGAUAUAAACACAAUCAAAGUCCAAGGAAAAGCGAUAAAAAAAUCGGGCGAUGAUUCACAAAUCAUCACGUCGAAGGUCACCAUCGAAAAAUUGAAGUCUUCUGACCCAACUACAGCACAAGUCCGAGUAGUGCAAACAAUUUCACAAGAACCAUCUGUACACCGUAAACACUCCAGCGAAAAAUCAUCGAAAGAUGACUUCAAACCAACUAAGUCGGAUCCAUCUCAUGGUCCAAGUUACUCAAUAACGAAAAUCCAAGAAUCAUCUUCUCACGAUCCUCAUCAACUUCCAACAGAAGCUAUAAGCAUCGUCACCAUUCAAGAGCCGAUGGAUACAACGGAGGAACCUCUUUCUCCGAUGGAAUCUGUACUAGCCAAAAAAGUCGAAUCGCCAUCCGGCAAAAAAGAGGUGAAGUCGUACGCUGAUACUCUUUUGGAUCGAAAAUCGUCUAAAUCACCGGUUCCUAGUGAUUACGAAAAACGAGACACGAGUCCUGGUACAAAUUGGGAAGACAGACUUCUGGUAUCCCAUAGUCCAGGUAGAAAAACUCCUAGCCCAACGACUCUCCUACUCGCUGAAGCUCUAGAAUAUGGCGUUCCACAAAGUCAAGUCUCGCAGCGUACCAGAGCAACAAAAGUCAUAGCAGAUCGCGUUAGGACAUCACAACAUGCCAAACAGACGACGCAUUUGACAAACAUUCUGUACAUUGCAACGUUGGAUCAAGUUAUCACGAAUGAAUCUAUCGAGGAACUGAGUGGUACUGUUCAACGAGGAUUGGGACAACUUCGAGCAGCUGUCGAGGAGAGUGACACCGUAAUUAUCAAGCACACUUUGAUAACGGUAGUGGAAACAAUAUCAACAUGGUUGGAAUCUGUGGAGUAUCGUAUCUUCCUGAGCAGAGAAAGUCCACACGGUCCAUCGCACGAUGACUUGAGAACUUUUAUAGAACUCAAAGAAGAAAUAAAUCACGUCGAGGAAAGCGUGAGAGAGUUGGACUCGAUUUGGAAGAACGUAGAAGUGCAAUAUCCGGAGGAGGACCGCAACAAAAUUCUGGACUGCUUGGGUGCUCUGGAAUCACAAGUGGAAGCCAUCGAGAAUAUCACAGAUGACGGAGAGAAAUAUGCAACUACAGAGCUCAUACGGUGGGACGAGUUUCUCAAUGGCGUUAACAACGUAUCGCGACUCGUGGACGAGGAACGGAAGCACCUGGACAGUAUCAUCGAGAGCGAUGCGUCGACACAGUGGAAACUUCAGGAGCUGGAAAAAAUCGACAACACGAACCGUUGCCACAUGUGGAAGACGGGAAAAUUGGUCUCUGCCGCCAGAGGUAUCCUCAGGGAUUAUCCCGGAAAGGUUGUUCCGGAGGACGCUUACGCUUCGCACGAGAUGACUCGGGUUAUUGAGUACACGAUACUGAUCGAGAGGGAUCGAUUACUCCAACUUCUCUCUCUUGCCGAAGAGUACGAGCAAACUUUACAAGAAUUUGCACAGAUCACCGAAAUAGCGGAAAGCUUACUCGACAGCCCCAUGUCUGUGGCUAGUCUGGAAGACCUGCAAGAAGAGAUGCAGAAGCACCGGAAGUUCUUCGUCAACUUGAACCAUUGCCGUGCUAUUCUCGAAUCCCUGGAGGGUAACCUUGACAAAGAAACGAGAGCGAAACACUCCGACCUUCACGAAGAACUUCAUGGAAGAGCCAUCACGCUUCUCGAUCAAGCCGCUUCACGAGCUCAGCAAAUGUCCCUAGCAGCAUCCAGGUGGAUUAUGCUCGAGCAGGGCCUGAAAGAAGAAAGGGGAUGGCUCGGAGUUGCUCAUCAACGUGUUCCAGACCUGCAAACAGUCACGUCAUCCGACUAUGAACAGUACAUUUCAUUGUAUCAGUCCCUGUCGUCCGACAUCGCCACUCAUCACGCUCGAUUGAUACAACUCUUGGGCGUAGCUCGAAGUCUCGAGGAAUUGGUGCAAAUUGAGGACCCUGAAGAUCGUUACGGGGAGGCAUUGGGUGUAAUAAUAAAGCUUCAAGAUGAAGUGGAUUCUUCGUUGAGGCGACUCCUGUCAUUUAGAGAUCGCUGGACUACCCAAGAAGCUUUGAUCAGUAGGCUAGAGAAGUGGAUGAAUACAACCGAACGAGAGCUUGCAUUCGUCCGAGAUCCUUCUGGCGGCAAUAUGCGUCAAUUCUGGGAAAUAAAAGCACAGUACGAAGUCCAUAAGAACAUUCGCAACGAAGCCGACAACAAUUUCGAACAAGCACUGAGGAUAGUUCCGCUGUCGGAUGAGAUGUUGCAACGUCAGUUCCAUGGAGAAUUACAAGAGCGUUGGCAAGAAGUUAGCGAAAAGAUCAACGAAAUCCAGGCUUCAGUUACCGAGAACGUAUCGUCGGCCGACGUUCCAGUUAACGACAAACUCAAGCUCCUGGAGCGAGAAUUGAACGAACUUCGAUUAACCAUCGACGGUUUCCACGGUGUCCUUAAAACUGAGGAAGAACUCGAACUGUACGUGGAACGUCUAUCGGUUCUUUUCGAACGGGUGAUCGUCAUCCAAGACGAACUCGGGCGACUGGGUCUCCUUCCGGCAGCGGAAAGUGAACGAGUUGGAGUCCUGCUGUCGUCAGCUCGUCGAAUCGAAGGUUUGAUCGGAGAGGAACUGGACGCUGCUCAGCUACUCAGGGAACGUCUUCAAGCUCUGCAACGUGGGUUAGCUCGAGUUCGGAGGUGUCACCAGAGACAGUCGUCGAUUUUAGAUCAGUGCGAAGGCAACGAGGGCCAGGGUAGCGAAAUCGUAGCAUCGUGCGUAGAGAGAUGCCAGGGCGUUGCCGAGGAGUUGACGAAUUUAUGGCAAGACCUGAUGGGCCUGCGUCAACUUCUUCAUACCCUGCCGAUGAGGACCAGAGUUUCCGUCUCCCCACUCGGUGUCGAGAGGAGAAUCUCCAAUCUCCAAGACGUGCAUACCGAACUCGAAUCUAGGUGCGCUCGCCUCCUUAAUCUCCUGAGAAACAGACUCGGACUCUGGAGAAGAUUUGAGAGACAGCUGGAACUCGUCCAACAAUCCGUACAGGAGGCUGACUACAUGAUGGAAUUGCUUACCGUUCAGGGAUCUGUCGAUUACGAAAGACUGUUGAAGGCGACGGAGCGUCUUGAGGGUCUCAGUGGCGAUUUAGGGGUGCGGGAAGUGCUCGUCGGCGAACUCCGCGCCGCAGCGGAACCUCUACGGGAGUCUUGCUCUGCGGAGGUCGGCGAACGGGUGGAAGCCGCUGUCCAGGAGGCGGUCCAAGCUUGGGAAGACACGAGGGCUGAACUAGACGCCCUUUGCAACAAGUAUCACCACGCUGUAAGACUUUGGCAACAAUAUAGGGACGCAAGUGCCGCUGUAAAGGCUUGGGCCGACACGCAAAUGGGCAGUGUUUCAAACCUGCCUCCCGAAGAAGCCAGGAAACAAGUCAAGGUCUGCGAGGAAACGCUGGCAGAGCAUAAAGAGAGAUUGGCAGAACUUCGUGGGCUGGUGGCACAGAUUGCCUCGGAUGUCGGCCUUGAGGCUGGCGGCCCUUUGCACACCGAGGUCGAGGCCCUAGGCCGUCGUCUAGAAGAUGUGCGAGAGGCCAUAUCUACUCUUGCCGAUACGGCGGACGCGAGAGCGCUCAAUCAAGAAUUAGCGGUCGGUGACCUCAACCAGACCAAGAUCUUCCUUGACUCGGUGCAGCAGAGCCUGGCCACUGUAGGGCACGGUGAUUCCAAGGAACAGCUAAAAUUGUUACGAAGCCAUCUACUCGCGUUGACUCGGACUGAACCUCAGCUCCAGUCCAUCAAGGACCGCGCUUUAGAUGCUGCACCCCAAGAAACAUCUGUGGUAGAAGUUCUGCAAUUAUGGCAGCGCGUUUUCCGCGAAACUUUCCAACAAUAUCACCGAUUGUCGACACGUUUGGUCCAUUCGCAAGAUGGAGCGGCUGCCCUGCGUCUGUGGCACGAAUACCUGGCUCAUGUUCAGGCAUUCCUUUCGAUGGGUGUACCCGGCGAUUACAGCGGCCUGUCGGAGCACAGACACUUGUGCGAGGUGCAUAAAAAUUUGCUCACCGAUCAGCAAAAUCUUUUGUUGACCGUAAACUCCGGGGAGGGUAGGGAUCUUUCCAUUGCCGAACAGUUCAACGCAUUAACGAAUCUUCAUAAUGAGACACUUGCUAAAAUCAUGGAGAGACACGCCGCUGUGGAAGACCGUCUCGGGGCUUGGGAGAAGUACAGAAAUGAUCAGAGCAAGUUAUUGAAUUGGCUCAAGGAUACGGAGAGGGAAAGGAGCAGGCUGCAGCUGAGAUUCAUUCAUUUGCGCAGACUGGACAAAGUAUUGCUGAGGAUACAUUCUUUGCUGGAAAAAUUACCCGCUGGAGAACUUCAGGCUGAAUCUCUGACCGCCCAACAGGAGUCCCUGCUGAUAAAUUGUGACGAAGCUCUAGCCGCUUCUGUCCGGAUGGAACACGUCGCCAACGUCCAACGGAUCGCGAACAUUCGAGCUGGUCUCGAAACGUGGAAGGACUUCAUCGUGAGGAUACAAGAGCUUAACGAACAACACGAGAAACAAACUGCCAAAAUCACCUCCGCCUUCCAAGAAGUUAGCCAAACCCUGAAUAUGGCUUUCCUCGUCGGACCCAGUAGUCUGACGAGAACACGUGAACAGCUGGACUCCUUGCAAGAUUUGAGAACCAGACUCGCUGCCACCUGCGCCGAUCUGGAGGCUCUCGGUGUCACUGCUGAACAGUUGAAAGAAUGCCUGAGCCCUUCGGAUAUGAAAUCGUUGAACCAACACGGAUCUCUCCUCUGGCAACAACACGGAGACCUGGAACAUCAAUUGGCUUUGCUCGCUCACAGAUUGGGAGAACGUUGCAGUCUUCACAACCGAUGGGAAUCGAGACGAUCGCGAUUGAUCACAUGGACGAUCGAUGCCGAAGACAGAAUACAGAAUUGCGACUCCGCGACUGUGGAUGAACCCGAGGAGGCACUGAAAAGGGUUGAGUCUGAACUUCAGGCGGAAAUGGCAUUGAAACAGAGGGAAUUGGGGUGGCUGCAGCAUACUGGCCAGGAAUUGGUAGACGUUGCCGAGGAUGCUGCUGAAAGAACUAGGUUGCAAAAGGCGUUAGACGAACUCAACGAAAGGUGGUGCAAGUUACAGAAUGCCGGCAAAGCCAGGGCGAACAAAUUAGAAGAUCUGAUGCAUACGACAAGUAACCUGGAGAGACGGAUUGCUGAAAUACGCGUGUGGCUUGGAGGCAUAGAAGUACAGUUGACCGAACCAUUCAUUCUGGAAUCGAGAGAUCAGAAUGCGGUGGAUAAGAAACUCGAAGAUCACAAUGUGUUGCAGAAAAUGAUUGAAGCUGAGAGCGGUAACAUCGGGGAGGUUCUGAAUCUCUGUGAAAUAUUGCUCAGUGAUUGCGAUGCUUGGAAAGCAUCUUUUAACACAAAUACCAUCAAAUCCGGAAUGGAUGGUCUCGAACGACGCUGGAAGGCAGCUUGCGUAGGGUCAGCAGAACGAAAACGAAAGAUCAUGAUUGCGUGGAAGCUCUUGCAACAAUUAGAAAAGUUGAAAAUAGAACACGAACCGUGGCUCAUAAAAACGGAGUCUGAAUUACUGAAACUUGAAAGUAACGCAGAUGAUCUAUCCAAUGAGGAAACUGCAAAGACUGUGCAGAAAGCUAAAAAAAUUCUGAAAGACAUCGAAGCACACAGUCCUGCUUUACAAAUACUUGAACAAAGUUAUAGCCGUCUUGCCAAAGGUGGGCUGGAACCAGAUAAUCUGAGAUCUUUAACGGCCGAUGUUCGUGGGAUACUGGACAGGUGGUAUGCACUUCGGCCCAGAGUAGAUGCCAUGCUAUCUGCGGUGCAGAGAGACCAGAAAAAUUAUCGGGAAUUCAUUACUAUACAUGGAGCAGCUGUAGUCGGACUUACCCAAAUCGAUGUCCGGUUGACUCAGCUUCAACAUCUAGCUACUCCGGAACAAAAGGCAUCGCCGAGGAGAAGAUUGCAGCAAAUUACGGAGAUUGAAAAUGAAUUAGCUACUCAGGGUACGACGCUCGAGAGAGCAGACCAACUAGCGCUACAAAUGAUGAAAGAGAGUCACCCUAACGAUGUGGGAUCAAUUCAGGAACUUGUAGAUGAAUAUCAACUCUUGUGGAAGGAUAUAAAGUUGCGCGUGGCCGAACUUCGAGCGCAAGUUGAAUCACAACAGAAGAUCGAAGUUGAUGAAGCUGUGCAGGUAGAAACCCUCAAGUUCGAACAGGACACAGCUGUACAGGUUGAUACGCUACCAAGAAUAGUGAAAAUGACAUCCUGUGAUGCUUACCUCAUGGAGUUGGAAGGCGCAAUUACGGAAUGCCGCGCUGCCCUAGAUGCUCUUGAGGUUGCUGUCACGCCAGACCCCACUGCUGGUCCUGGUCUGCCAACUGCUGCAAAAACUAUGGCGAAAUUGAUAGGAAGUUGCCAAUCAUCUGUGGAAUUAGUGAGACAUUUACAUAGUCUGCUGGUUGGAGAUGAAAAAGUCAGUGCAGAAGCUGCAAGAACUUCUGAUGUGGCUGUAUUAACAGCUCGAUAUGAAGCACUACUGGUUCGAGCACGAGCUCGAGAACAACAAAUAAGAGAACUCAGGUCUCCUCUCUCCGACGAUUAUUCUUUUCCAUGCGAACACGAUGGCGGCAGAUUAACAUGCCCCUUAUGCUCACGAAGAAAUUGGGCUCAACUUGACAAUGACCUUUGGAGAUUAGAGAAAUGGCUUCAGCUGGCAGAGGGCACACAAAGUGAACAGCAUUCACCUCCGAGUCAUAUAGAACAGUUAGAGGACGUGAUUCAGGAUCACCGUGAAUUUUUACUCGAUCUUGAUAGCCAUAAAAGCAUCGUCGUCAGUUUGAAUAUAGUUGGAACACAUCUCGCUGAUCAUACAGAAGAUGUUGAACGUGCGAACGAUCUACGCGAUAGAUUAGCCACCGCCAAUUUGCGAUGGGAGAAAGUUUGCCAGGCAGCAGCCGCAUGGCAAGCUGCAUUGCAGUCAGCACUGAUGGGCAAUCAACAAUUCCAUCGUAUCAUCGAAGAACUUGUUACCUGGCUCGAAAGAACCGAAAUAUCCAUUAGAGCCAGCGAACCUAUUGAUCUCACAGAAGAUACCCACAUUAUCCAAGCAAAAUACAACAAAUUCAGAGAGCUGCGCAGCGACUUAGAACGAUGCGAACCUCGCGUACUAUCUUUACAAGAAUCUGCGAACCAGUUGCUCGAGGAACAUGGUGAAGCUCGCGAACGUCUCUCAGAACUUCGUCUGCGGCUACAAUCGCUUCGUCGGCUAACUGGUAUUUAUGCUCUAAAACUAGGAGCAGCACUCGGAUUAGAUCCACGAGAAGUAGGUCUGGCAGCAACAUCUUCCUCACUUGCAUCCCUCUCGCAAGAUUUACUCGACGAAGCUACCUCAGGAACUGCUCAACCUCACGACACUGCUGCUGGAGAUGGUGACAAAGAAGAUCGAACGGUAUUAGCGCGAGGCUAUCGUUUCUUGGGACGAGUAUUACGAGCCUCUCUUCCAAUCCAGGCGCUAAUGCUGUUGUUACUGGGUGUUGCCUCUUUGGUCCCUUCGGCAGAAGACGAUUACAGUUGCAUGCUCACUAACAACUUAGGGAAAAGCUUCACCCCUACACUUGAGUUCCCCCACGGACCUCCCCCCCUGUAACAGUGUCAAAGACAUUAAUUUAUUCUCUGAUGCCAGUCAGUAUAGUUCAGAGUAUUUAGCUGUGCUAGAAUGGAAGCGAGUUAUUCCUAAUGCAGAAAAUCGCAAAUUACACAGGUAGGUACUUACUGCAGUAACUUUAGAUUAAUUAGUUUUCCAAGAUGAUUUUGUAAAUAAAGAAAUAUAGCGGACCAAGAGGUUGAAUAUUUUUAAUGGCUGGCAAAUAUAUCAUUAAUUCAUUUUUUGUACAUUAUGAUAUGAACUUGAUGUACGAAACUAUGUUAAGACCGUUGCAUUGUGAUUCUCAAAGAAGUAUCGAGAUUAAUUCAAGAAAAGAAAACAAUCGAUGCGAACAAAAGGCUGACAUCCCUUUAUGCUAAUAUACUUAAAAUGAGUGACUGAAACGGGAGACGAAUAUUACAGUUAGUGUACUCAAUAGAUUAAUGAGUGUGCCGUAUGGAAUUUAAUUGUCCACACUACUUUGCCAUAACCAGCAUAAUAAUGGGUGAGAUCAUGAUUUUGUUUAAAUUAUAUAUAUUUGUUGUGAAAAUGUGUCUUAUUUAUUCAUUUUUCGUACAAAUUAUGAUCUUACCCGUAAGAAACUUAAUCCCACGAAAUACCUAAUAUUAUCUAAUGAACAUACAUUAAAAUGGUAUGUUGAACAUAUUAUACAUACUUUUACACAUAUUCCUAAUGUACGCAACAUUCAUACUAGAGGGGAACAAAGGAUACUUGCCUAAUUUAAUUUUUUUUAUAAUUUGAGUUUCACUGAGAUUUUGUUGUAAGUCUUACUUUAGAGAGUGGAACAUCCAAAGUUAGACUUGAAACAAUAUCUAUGGUCCGAUGGUGCUAUUCCAGUUGUGGUUUUCUCGACAGAAGGAACUUAUAUCUUUAUAAAUACUAAUUGAUUUAAUUUUAAUCAAUUAUUAUAAUUAUUGCCUCGUGUAUCUGAAUGCGAAAGUUUAUCGAAUGAUAUUUGGUAUGAAUAAAGUACCAUACUGAAAGUACGAAAAGAAUCGAAUAUAUGUAGAUUGUUCCGAAAACGAAUGAUGAAAAUAAAUUGAACGCACAGAUUAACAAUAAGUUAAUUGGCGAUAUACGAAUACUUACCGGGCCUUGAGGUCAACUAGUUACGCUUGAUAAUUUACAUGUUUUUUGCUUGUUGCACAUUGAGCUUUGUUACGUAUUUUUAUAAAGAAAGAGCUUAUAAGGUGGUGUAUAUCUAUCGAUAUUAUAAUAUAUUGCUAAAAACACUAUUAAAUAUAAUACAGUCAUUUAA